GCAGACUCAUUCUGGCUGAUACAUUGUUAUCAGUGUGUUCGAGGUUCUAUGCCAAUGCUGUUUCUUAGUAUCAGCCUGUGAUCCUGCUAAGUGCCAUGUGACAUGACUGUGACACUACCUCUAGCUGGACCUUGACCUGAGUCUUCACUCAUCUAAGACUACCCAGCUGCAGGGUGAGUGUGAUUGGUGUCACUGUCACUUUAUGUGGGUGGGCAAAUAAUGUGCUGUGUGGGGGUUUACUUCCUGCAGCAGCCAGCUGAGAUCCCAUCAUACCGCCCCAUGCAGACAGUUGUAUAGGUAUUUUUAUUUCAGGGAUAGAACUACAGUACUCUUAUUAUGCCUGAGCAUGCUGAGAAUUGCUGUCCAGCCAAGUUGGAAUCUUGAGGUUUCUGUCUUAGGUCUUAAGUAGGCUUUCUAGAAAGGAUGUAUUGUAAUACAAACGUAUUACUAUAUAUUCCUGAAUCAAUGAUUUCAUGGUCUGUGUGUCACAAGAUACAACAAUCUACUUUCCUUAUGUUAAACCAUAAGUCAGUGCCAGAGUCAUUCAUCAUCUUCCUUGGAGUAAAUCUAUUUUGUCAUAUACCAACAUUUUAUUUGACCAAUAUCGAUUUUGUUGUUAUUUGUUUUUUUUAAUGUAUAUCUCUUGACUGUCUCUAUAAAUAAAUGUGGAGUGAUUCUUUUAAAGUAGGGGUGCCCAAAAAGUCGAUUCUCCAGAUGCUGUAAAACUACAACUCACAUGAUGCUUUGCAUGCUUUAGAAUGACAAAGCAUCACGGAAGCUGUAGUUUUAAAACAUUUAGGGAUCUACCUUUUGGGCACCCUUGUUUUUAAAGUGUGUAGAGCCAGCUAAAAACACAGGCUAUUAUGGACAUUUUAGUAUUGGUUGUAUUUUUGUAGUGAUUUCCUUGUAAAUUGUUCCUGUUCAAACCGGACUUUAUUGUGAUAAUACGCCGCUUAUUCACUAAAGUGAGACUUGCCAGGCGUUCCAAGCGAUUUUUCAAGUUUUAUGUUCAAAAUAGCCAAACUUAAAACAGAUUGACCGAUUUUUGGUCUAAAAUGUGAAAUUCGACUUGAAUUCCCAGCUAUCCUCACUUAGGUUACAACCAGUACAGUGUCUCGAAUAGAACAAACAUUGACCUCAGAGUCUGUAAAAGAUGUCAUAAUUUUUUAAAUGAACACCUGUAUAACAAAGGUGAAAGGUCCUUUUGUAAGCACAUGGUUGUUUGCAAUAUUUACAUAUCAUAAAAUAUUUGGAAUUCGUGAGGGGGGGAAGCAGAUUUUCAAUUUGGUGGAAACAUUUUAUUUUGUUGGAAAUUACUUUCAACACUGCAGUAAUACAUUGAAAAUCUCAUAUUUACUAAAGUGUGAAUGGACAGGGAUUCAAAAUGAAUUACAAUUUUUUAGACCAAAACAGCAAACGAAACCCAGUGGAAUUGGAUACUUGUUCCAAUUCAGCUAUUUAAAAAAAAAAAUUAAAAAAAAAUUGAAAUUCACAUUACACUGGCCCUCCCUCCUCAGUGUAAGGAGUCAAGAAAUUUAGUUCUUGACUGACAUUCGCCUGGCACCACUCCUCACCCCCUUUACCAAUGCUAGAGCAGCAGAAGUUCCUAUACAGGAACCUUUUGUAGCUAUCCUGAGCUAUUCAAUGCAGUGGUUAUGGUGCCCGGAGUGUUCCUUUUAAUUCACUCUGAAUCCCCAAUACCCAAGUACUGGUAAAUAAUCCUGUCUAUAAUUCAUCCUUGAGUAAAUAAUUCUGUUAUUGAGUCAAAAUAUUUUGAAAGCAACACUAUGGGUAUCCAGACCACUUUCUCACUUCCUUGAUUUAACCCUUGCAGCUGAAAACAUUGCUGUUCUGCAGUAAUGGCAAUGUUUUCCAUGCAGAGUAGGACAACCACUAGAGGCGCUUCAGCCGAGUGGCGUAAAACUUCUCUAUUUUAAUCAGGUGGUCCCAUAGAGGUAUGUUAGAGCUGCUCUAGCAAAAUUAUGACAUCUUUUACAGACUCUGAGGUCAAUGUUUGUUCUAUUCGAGACACUGUACUGGUUGUAACCUAAGUGAGGAUAGCUGGGAAUUCAAGUCGAAUUUCACAUUUUAGACCAAAAAUCGGUCAAUCUGUUUUAAGUUUGGCUAUUUUGAACAUAAAACUUGAACUCACAUUUUUAACCGUGGCAGCAGGGGCCCUGUCACCUAAACUGUGACAAGGGACUAUAACGCUAUGAAUACACAUGUGUUCCUACUGUUCCCUGAGAGUCAGCUUUCUUCAAUAAACUACACCUAGCGGUGCAGGACUUAGCUCACUGACGCUCUCAGCCAAUACGCUAGCUCUGCACUGCAGUGCUUGGCUAAUGAGAGCUAACAGAAUUUUCUGAAGAGGAGCUUCUGCCUCUCCCUGAACUGUAAAGGAGGGGCAGAAUAGCACACAGGGACCCUGGUAAGAAACAAACUGUUGUAAAAUGGUUUGACUUCUAACACUGGGGGAGGCUCCAGGGCACUCCCAGGCACCAUAAACACUACAGGUUGUAGUGGUUAUGGUGCUUAAAGGACAGAUUUCCCAUUAGGCAGAGUAAGCCCCUUCCUAGUAAUACAAAUAGUUGUGUAGGCGCUUCAAAUAUUUAGAAAGAAUUAGUGAGUGGGUUUCGAAAAAAGGUGUAAUCCUUUAUCACCUUAAAAACUAGUAAAUUAAAUCACACACACACAGUAGGUAUAAUAUUCCACCUAUUGCAGGUAUUAAUAAUACAGUUCCAUCUGAAAAACAAAUAAAACAUACAUCGUGCUCUCCAUAUCAUAUAAAAUAUAGAAAUUCAAGGUAUAUGUGGAAUUCCCAAAAAAGAAAAGCAGCAGUCAGAACAUUUGUUUAUCCUUUAGUUUAGUGAAACAGGCCAUCGCCAGGCUUAAUGAGAUCUUUGCUGCACUCCGAAUGGAAACACUGCCAGAACACACAGAGUAUGGCCUCCUCAGAAUGUCCGUGUGUUUAGCAUGUAUGCACAUGAGAAUGCAAAUAAUUAAAAGGAACCUAUAGUCUCGAAAAUAAUCAUAAUUUUUGGACCAUGGGUUUUCUUGCAGCAAACUCGCUAGUUACGGUCCACACCCAUUGCUCUGACAAAUUAAGUUUAAAUAAAAUGUAUUCAUCUCCUUUCCAGCACCAGUGUUCACAUCCGGUGACACAGCAUCAGCUGUGGCAUGUGUGUGGCUGCCUACUGAUGGGUCCAGAAAUCUGAGGCGGGUUAGGAGAUCUUAACUCCUCAGCGAGGUCCUGCAAGGUAAGUAAAGCUAGUUUCACAUAUACAUUAUAGUUAUGGCAUUCACUAAAGCACAGGGACAUGGGACACUUGGGGUUAGAUUUAGGGAGUAAUUUUUAGAGAUUUGUGACACCUAGGGAAAAAACAUUAACGUUUAAAAUUAUGUCUUAAGUUGAUUUUAGCCUUAUUCCUAGGGUUAAAGUAAGGAUUGAGAGAGGCUAAAUUUAUUCCUAACUUUAAUUUUAGCCCUCACUUAACCUUAAAUGUCCCAUGUCCUUGUGCUUUAGUGAAUUCCCUAACUAAAAUCUGAAUGUGAAAUUAGUUUUACUUCCCUUGCAGGACCUCGCUGAGGAGUUAUGAUGCCACAGGGAGUGAUGCAGUUAUAUCGCGCAUGCUCCCAGCCUGCAUCAGAUUUCUUUACCUGUUAGGAGUCCGACCACGCAUGUGCAGCACAGGCCACAACUGAUGCCGUGUCCCUGGACAUGACGUGGCUGAACCUUACUUUUUUGCUCCAGGAAGCAAGGUGAAAAGUCAGUGUAGGACCCACCUGGGAGAUUUGCCUUGAUGUGGCAGGUGGGCUAAACUCUCAUUGGAGCAACUAAAUAACCUCCAUCUGUUUAAAUAUGUAUAGGCAUUUGGGAAGGGCGCAGGUAAUUUUUUUUUUUUUCUUUUUUUUUUUCCUAUAGUUUUUACUGUAUGUAUUGGGGCUGAUGUGUACUGUGGUCUUUGCUGCCACCCAAGAGUAGUGGGAGUUUGAGCGCAGGACCUGUUUUUUUGUAUUUGAGCCUGACAUGAUGUGGGUCGAGAUUUCUGACGCAGUUUGGACUUCUGACAGAACAUCGGAACUCAACCACUGCAUCCUGAAGCUCCUCCUCUGGUGACAUUACUCGUGAUCUCCAACAAUCAAUUGCUUCCCCCUCCGCCCCCCGCUACAGCCAUUAUACUCUGCCCCCAUCCACCGCAGCUUCUGUGUAUCUCAUUGCAGUCUUUACCAUCCCUAUUCCCCACUACAGCGACUAUCUCCACUACAGCACCUAUACCUCUUUACCCCCAACCACAACUGCUCCUCAACUGUCUCCCCCAACACACACCAGUCUCUAUCACGGUAAAAUGCACACUACAGCCUCUAUUUUCUGCACACACACCACAGACUUGAUUCACCCCCAUACAUUUUCUUCAUCCCCAAUUUCCUUGCACACAAACCGCCUCAGUUGACCCACAGACACACACACUCUGCAUCCCCAUUUCCCAUUUUCUUCCCAAAACACAAACUAUAGCCUCUAUACAGCCACUAUACCCAACAAGCACACCAAAGGCUAUAUCCUCCCAAAUACAGACACUACAGCCCUUAUCCACAUACAGCCACUAUUUACUUUCCCACACACAUACUACAAAACAAACCGCUCCAUCUACAUACACAACCCAGAACCACACAAGCAGCAUCUCCCCUACACACGCAACCCUUCAAGCAGCUUACCCCAAAUACACACAAGCAACACCACAAGUAGCCUACCCUCACAAAUGCAACACAGCAAGCAGCCACCCCACACAUGCAACCCCACAAGCAGCAUCUGGACAAAGUCUGGAGGGCCAUGUGAGAAUCUAUCCCUUCCAAAGUAUUCCCUCUGGCUGCGUUGUUCAGCUUUUCCAUACACACCCCCUGCGUGUCAGCACAGAUGCGCGUGUACAAUUUCUACUUUGUCUGCUGCAGUCCUGAUCGCCACACGUCACUGUUAUUGGGAUUUAUUCUCAAUGUUUUUUCUUCACUUUGUUUUUGCUGCUAAAUAUCGGAUUUCAGCGUGAACAAAAUAUUAAUGCAAGUACAUGGUUUUGGUUAUAAAUAUGCCAUUUGCUCUAAGUUUCCCUUUAGUGACCGAUAAUGUCCACAUUUUAGUCAAUAAGUAACGUGUCACUAGAUUGUAAACACCUGUGAUAAUGGCUUAUUUUCCCAUUUUGAAAAAAAAAAAUUUCUAUUCCAAAAGAAAUUUUGCGUAAGCUGCUGUAUGUGGGCUAGAAGGGAAAGGAGACCGUAUUACAUGCAGAAUGUGGGAAACAAAUUCUCUCUCUCUCAUUGGACAUAGAACCCAAGGCUAUGUUAAUGGUCAGGUGGCUUCCAUGCAGUGCAAUCACACUCCAAUGUGCUAUGUUGCUCACCAUUCUUGGAAAGUGAGCAACAUCUGGAAAGGAAUACUGAAUUUUUAUUUUUAUUUUUUUUUUCUUCUUCAAACAAACACUACUUUCUUAAAGGGACUCUGUCAUAUGUCAGGUUAGCGUUUUAGUUUAGUAAUAAACUGUGCUAGCAGAUUUCUUUAAAUUAUGUAGGUGUACUUACAUGGAUUAUUUUUUUUCUAUAAAGUGAAUGCUGCAAGUAAAUGCCAGAGGUUAUGUGCUCAUCUGUUAAUCCCAAGCAUAGCAGCGUGUCACGUUCUGUGUACUUUGAAGUACUAGGUAUAGCGGGACAGCAGGCAUCAUGUGGAUAACUAUGAUUCCUGUAUGAUGUAACUGUUACUGUUGCUUGUCAGGUAGUUAAAGCAACUCUCACGCACUGUAGUGGUUAUGGUGCAAGGAGUGCUGUGGCGCCCCCAUCCCUAUUGUAAGGAGUCAAAACAUUUUAGAACAGGUUUAAUGUUUACUUGUCGGCUGGUUGCUGCUUUCUGCCUGCACUACUGCUCAGUGAGAGGUUGAAGCAAUUUGUGCAACUAACAGAACACUCCACACACUAUAGCCGCUACUUGAAGCUGUAGUAGCUAUGGUGCCAGGAGAUUGCAGGCACCAUCCCACAGUAAGUCGUCAAACUGUUUUUGUAUGAUUAAUAACUUACCUGGGUUAAUGGCCGCCGCUUCUGCUUCCAGUUUUUUCAGCAGAAUAAUCUGGGUAGCUCUAUGGAGCGCAGCAGUGCUAUGAAAGAUCCUGCCAGCUAAGCACUCUCAGGCAAUUAACACAGUCCUGGAUUAGCCAUGCUUUGUUUUAUAGAGACACCCGGCUUCUCCUAUAAAACAAGGUAAGUUCUCAAAUCAUACUGAAAUUAUUUGACUACUUACAGUGGCCUGUCGUGAUUACGGUACUUUUUAGUUUGCAAAGUCGCAUGGUAACAGCUCAGAGUACAAAGAUCUUUAAUGUGCAAGAACAACAUGUAAGGAGCAUUUUAUCUCCACUUAUUUUGCUUACUCUGAGAAAGUCAAAUUCAAAGGUCAGAGUUUUUGCUAAAUCUUUUGCGAUAUGACAAAUGGCUGGUAUAAUGACUAUGCCUGCAGUUUUUUUUUUGUGGUAGUUAUUUAAAAAAAAAAAAGUCUCUCUCCUGUACUGUUUACAAUUAUCUUAAAAUGAUCAUUUUCAUUUCCCCUUCUGAUUCCUGUGGUACCAAAAAGUGUUUUUGCAUUUGUAUUGGUUUAUGUACCCUAUGUGGGUUUCUAAUUGGUCAAUUUAAAGGAAUGCUGCUGUCAAAAUACACACACACAUACAUACUGACACACAUUACUUACAUACAUAUAUACAUACUGACAUACAUAUUAACAUACAUACAUACUGACAUGCAUAUUAACAGACAUACAUAUUAACAGACAGACAGACUACAUAUUAACAUACAGACAUACAUAUUAACAUACUAACGUACAUACAUACAUAUUAACAUACAGCUAAUUUUGCUUACCUUUUUUGCAGGUGGAAGGCUGUGGCUGAUGGGAGUCAGCGUGGCUCCCGCGGCCUGGCUUUUUUUCCCUCCCGCACGGAGGGGAGGGAGCUGGGAGGAAGUGACUGCCACUUCCUGCCAGCAGUACUUUGCGGCUGAGAUUUUUUUAAAGGGGCCCGGUCGCGCAGUUGCACCAGCGGCAGUUUCGGCGCUACACGUGGGGUCCGGGCCCCCCAGGGCUGCUGGGCCCGUGACAACCGUCAUGGUUGUCACCCCCUGAUGGCGGCCCUGUUGUCCAAUGAGAUGCCCGCAGAAAAUAAAGGUUUCUUAAGAUGUUCUGUGAAAGGGUUACUCAAACUUCCAUGACCACUUGAGUGAUUUGAAGUGGUUAUGGUGGUAUUCGCCUGGAUGUACAGUGUUUCUGCUUGCAAUACUGCAUGUGCAGAAUUAUUUGCACUUCUGUGCCGGGCGUAGCUCAGAACUCUAUUCCAGGCUGCUUAAUGUCAGUUCUGUGCAUAUUUUAUGUUUGUCAUCAGCACCCACUGCAAGCUGGCAACAGACAUAAUCUUCUAAUGUGCAGAGAGAGCACCUGCAAGGGAUAGAUCAUGUUCCCCUCCAUUACAUUCUUUUUUUUUUUUUUAAUUAAAAUUCACUCCCAUUCCAUUCGUUCCCCUGUCCUUUUGCGGGCUCAUAGUACAUAUGUUCUGAGUGUGCAAAAUGGUCCAAUCACAGGCUUCUCUAAGUGAGUCCUGUGAUUGUACUGCGCGAAGCCCCAUGCUUGCUGUAGCGGACCACUGGUAACCUGACUGGUUACCUCCACUAAACUGUCCUCUCAGCCAGACUGGAACCGUUUGUGAAUAUAGCUCUCUCCCCCCCCAUAUUUCACACACCCCCCCCCCGUAACUAGAUAAGACCUAGUUCUGGGAGUAAUCUGAUUUUAUUUCUCAGAAUGCAGCCUUUUAUGCUCAGACCCCCAGCAUGGGGUCUCCAUUCUCUUACACCGUGAUCCUGCCCAGAUGUCACUGUGUCUGGAAGAUAAUUGAGUCUAGGACCAAUAAGCUAAUUAUUUCCCCACAAGUUUUAUAUCGCUCUCGAUAGAGGGCCCAAACUUUCGAAUUAGCGAACUGAUCCGUGGGGUUAUGUAGAAACGCCACCCCCGGUAAUAUUUAGACCGACCGAUAGUGAAAACAGUUCCAGGUGAUUCGAGGCAUUGGCCAGUCUUUUAAUAGGGUCUCUGGAUGGUUGUGAAACUUCUUAUUAUUUCCAUUUAUAUGAUUUUUGUGCUUUGACAAACCCUCGAAGACAGAAUCCUUGAUCUUUAACAGACUUCGAGAAAAGGAUUGUCUAAAGUAAUUUUGUGAAAUGUAUGAGUGACAAUAUGCAAUUAUUGGCCUUGCCUAUUCAGAAGAUAAAGUACGCCUAAUACAGGGGACGAUUUUGAGUGCUUUAGGCAUAAUGUCCCUGCCCUUUCUGACUUAUUUCAUAAAAGUGCUAAUUUCAAGAGAAAUCUCCACUUUUCUACGAAAUGCCUUUUAUGAUGUCUCUUGGCUGUAAAGCAAACCACUUGUUGCUUCUCUUGCUUUAACUUAUAGUUCAAAGCGAAAUUGAGUCCUUCUUAUAGAGAAGCAGUGGUUUCAAUAGCCGCGUUUGCUGCUCAUGGGCUGUGUAUCCCAAUGGUUCUUUAUGAGAAGCAUCUGAUAUAAGUUAAUGAGCUUAUGGAAGGAGGGGCAAGGCUGCAAUGCAAUAGGUCUCACUUUGCUGGAACAGGGUGAGUUGUUUUUAUUUUUUUAUUUUUUAUUUUUUUCAUGUUAAACUGGUGGGGAGAAACCUUUUGCUUGGAAAAUAAAUGAAACCAAAUUGCUUUUUAGGAAGAGAAAAUGAGUAGACUAGGUUGAGCAGAAUUUUAGGUUUUUACAAUUUGUAAAUGAAUUCAGACUCUUUAGGGUAUUUUUCGUAAUGGUUUAAUCAAUUCUAUUUGUUAAAAUAUAAGCAUAAAUGGUAAUAUAAGUGCAUUAAUGGCACAAUGAAUUUUUGGAAACUAAAAGGGGUGGCAAUGUAUUUUCAAUGCACCUGUUUUAUCUGAAAUCGCAAAAAUGUAUGAAAAUGAUUCUUACUUGUUACUCCUGUUUGUCUACUGCUUGAAGGUGCCGUCAAAAAAGAGCAACUUGUUUCCUUUGCAUUUGCACUGUUAAAAGGACACUCCAAGUUGCUUAGGCACCAAUGCCCCUCGGACAGGUCCCUGUCUCCCCUAUGUGUGUGUAAAAUGUCAGAUUUGGCUACACUCUGUAGUCCUAAAAGAGGACCAAUGAAUGCACUGUCCACUGGACAUAUAAAUAGAGAGAGAAAUACCACAAGGUACACUCCCUUUCAUGGUCUAAGGUGAAUAAUUCCCACCAAUUCACAAAAUACAUUAAUAACCACCUCCUUCCAAUCCCUGAAAUAUUGUUCUGCAUACAGCCUUUACCUUUAUUUAUAGGAGCAGUGGCGUAGUUGGAACUUUUGCCCGGGGCUGCCUUUGAGUUUUCCGCCCCUAUCUCGACCUACGUCAUGUCUGGUGCAGUUGUGGACAUCCGUGGCUGCACCAGACAUACCUCUUUCAAGUACUCAACGCCUCUAGCCCAACAAAACAACCUUUUCAAGCGUUUUUUAAGAUAUACACCCAAUGAAUACAUGCAUGUAAUUCAUUGGGGGCAUAUCUAGUAAACAGUGAUUUUAUUGGGAGGGGGGUUGCCCAUUUGGGCAGAGUGUUCCUUUAAAUAAUUGUUACUGAAGCGCUUCAGUAUAUUUAACUUUUUAUUGGUGUGAAAGGACACGCUUAUUUAAUUUAAUUUUAUAUACACAUUUAAAAAAUAUAUACUUUUUUUUUUUUUUUUGGUGAAAGAUGCAGGGAGGGAGGGGGACGGUGCAUGGAAGGCGGGGGAAGAGAGGGUGUGGCGGGACUGGUGCCCAUCCGUGAAUUGUCUUGAUGUGAUUGGCUGUAUUUCCCCCAUGUAUUUGUGCAUAUUUGUAUGUUUUACCUGCUCACCAUUCGUGAGAGCUUAUGCGAACGGGUUCCGUUGGUUUCCAGAAUGGGGAACACCUCAAUACCCAAUUUAGAAUGUGGUCUUAGAACGUUCACACCUCGUAACGAGGUGUCAAAACCACAAACCGCAAGGGAAGCCUCGACGCGUGGUGGUCUGUUCAUUAGACGAAUGCCAUCUAGGGGGAGCAUUCGCAGAUUGCUUCCCACCUAGUUCGGUUCCCGAAUGAGGACCUCCUCAGUGCCCCUUGGAGUAUUCACACCAAUCAAUUAGAACGUUGGCAACUUGCAACAUAAGUGUGAACACACAAGGGAAGUAAUUAAUGGGUGUUUCCCUGGGUGGCCGCCGUUCGUAUAGACACUUCCCUUUGCCUGGUUUUACCCAGGGACCCCACGAGCGGAGGUGGUUACCGUUCUGGGGGUCCCUGAGAUUGGUAGGGACACUCUCUUGGGGACAAUGGCGGUUUGGCUGGCUUUCUGUAGCUGGGAGUCAGAGGCGGGAAACUUUCCCGCGCUGUGACUCCCAGUUACAGAGGCUCAUAGGAUAAAGAUCCCCUGGUCCUAGGAGGUGGGAAACCCUGCUGAUGGGUAGUAGGGACUGGAGUUCCUGUUACAUGCACAGGCCCCUGGGAGGGGGCCUGGAGUGGCGGGAACAGGGGACAAAGGGAUUGGGGUUCCGGUUCCGUUAUGUGACCCCUGGGAGGGGGAGAACCCUGGGAGUGGACAUUGUCGUUGUGUAUGAUCCACCCCUUGCAUGGGGAAAGUAUAAAGCAGAGUGUGGCCAAUAAAGUUGUUGUUGUACCCCUGGAACUGUGUCGUCCAGUUACUGGUGGGGGGGAGGGGGGGUGAGGAGGGAGAGAUGGGUCUCUUCAUUCUAUAUUAGCCGAGGUAACCUGUCGAGUUACCCUCUGCCCACUGUGCAGGGGAGGCGAGCUGUCGGAGAGGGGAUAUGUGCAGGGGAGAGAUCGGGACUGUCAGGGGGGCAGGGUAGAUGGGAUGUGUGCAGGGGAGGCAGGGAGAGAAGGGAUCUGUACAGGGAGGGGGCUGUGCAAGGAGGGGAUGGGAUCUAUGCAGGUGAGGGAGGGGGACUGUAAGUGAGGCGGGGGAGAGGCAAUCUGUGCAGUGAGGGAGACUGUCAGGGAGGCAUGGGAAGAGGGCAUCUGUGAUGUGAGGGGGCUGUCAGGGAGUUAGGGGGAGAGGGGAUUUGUGCAGAGGAGGCCGGGAAGGUGGGAUGUGUGCAGUGGAGGCUAAAAUAACAAAGUUUACGUUUAUGUGGGCCGCAUAAAAACAAAAUCUUCACCUUUUAUAGAAAUUUAUUUAGAAAAGUACAAUAUAAAAAAAGUUGCCUAACUGACCCUGCAUGUCCUAACGCUCGUAGGGCUUCAAAGUAAACAAAAAAGCUAAUUUAUUUUAAGGAGAUUUGAUUAUCUCAGCUAAUCCAAUGCUUUCCCAUAGAAAAGCAUUGGGAGGCUAUUGUGCAUGUGUGGCAAAAAAGCUGCCCUGCCAAUCAGCAUCUCCAUGGGCAGCGUUCAGUGCUUCCAUGUAGCUCAAUCUAAUACACUGCCUCCUCCCCCCAUUCUAAUAUACUGCCCACAAAUAUAAUACAUUACUCCCCUGUCACCCUCAACUCUUAUACACUGCCCCCUCCACCCAAUCUAAUACACUGCCCCUUCCCUCCUUUCUAAUUUUAAUACACUGCCCUAACACACUGGCCCCCUCCUUCCCCCAAUUUAACACCCUGCCCCCACCCCCACCACUCUGAUACACUGCCCACUACUUCCCCUAUUUAAUACACUGGCCCUCUCCCUCUCCCAAAUUAAUACACUGCCCUCUCCUAAAUUAAUACACUGCCCACUCCCUCUCCCAAAUGAAUACUGUCCUCUCCCUACCCCAAAUUAAUACACUUCCCCUCCCCCCAAUUUAAAACAGGAAGGUCCCCCAAGCCCUUCUUUCCCUACUUAAAGAUGAGCCGUCCAUCCGUUCCAGCCCUGCUCCUCUCUGCUGAAGCAGGCCAGAUGCUCCUCUGCAGACAGCCACUCUGCGCUCUUGCGGCCGCAAGAGCAUGCAAUCGCCCAUGGAAGGGAAAAGAAGAAUCAGACCUUGCAGCUGGUCACGGCCCAAGGGCAGGCGGGCCGCAAAGAUAUUCAUUGUGGGCCGCAAGUUUGAAGUGCAUACUGUAAAGAAAUCUAAAUAGACAACACAUGCAGAAUGUUCCUUGAUAGACGUUGGUUGCAACUUCUUUCUAUUUAUAAAGAAAACUGUAUUGAAGAAAUUGUUAUAAAUUGCUACUAGAUGUCAUGAUCUCUUUACCUUGCUCAUCUUAAGAUUUAAAUCUUAAACAUAUUGGCUUCUGUGUAAAAGCCAAGUAAGAUCAAAGACCUGCAGUUGACAGAAUAGAGGAAAUUGCCACAUACUAUGAUUUAUUGGAAUGACUAAAUGACAAAAUUAGACCAAAACUGCUUUGCGCUACUACGCAUGUUUAAGACACUACAAAUUCAGUCUUCUUUUUUUAUUUUUUUCAUUUUUUAAAAAUCCGUUGAAUAGAUAAAUUCUUCAGAUUUUAAGUACUUAGAAAGAUAGUUGGGUUUUAAGUUGCUAUGCUUAUUUCACAUAUUCCAGUGUAAUAGACAACAAUGUGCUUUUGUAACUGAAACUGUCUGUUACGCUAUUAUUGAUGACUCCCACAUUCCGUCCCUUCAGGCAGGUGUUUCUAAAGGUGUGUUCCCAUGUAAUAGAUUUAAUAAUGCCAGGAAUUCUAAUUUGUAUCAUCGUAAAUUCAUUGCAAUCGCUUGCAAAUACUGGGUGUCUUGCUAAUCUUGUUUCUAUUUUCAUAAAUGUUUUUAGAAAUAAAUAGCAUUUUUUUCUAAAUCUCUGGUGUUAAACCAAGACAACUUUAGAAUUAAGAAUACACUACAGACUAGUAGUACAUUUCCCAAGUAGCUGUUUUAUUGGAAAAAAGAUUUUUCACAUGUGAAGUUGCAAACCCAGGAAAAUGUCAAAAUAAUUUUCAUAAAAUGAAGUAAAAAAUUAUAUUCCAUGACGGAUAAAACAACAAUUGUAGGGCUUUUAUCAUUUAAAACCGAAUAGCAAUCUCAUAGGUACUGUUAAUUGCAACAGGGUGAAUAACAUAUAUUGUGUUUUUAUUCCAACUUAUCUUGCUUUUAUUAUUGAAUUGCUUAUUUCCAGAAUAUCAUGUUUCAAUGGGGUUUCUGACUUGUAUAUUCAAACCCACAAGCAUACAAUUUCAAAGGCCUUUAAAAUGUUGAGAAUAUCUGUGACAUUAGCCCCCAGAAUUUAUUUUAAGAAUAUCACUUAUGGAAAUUUGGGUUGGGAUUGUCACCCGUCUCCAGCUGCGACCUAUGGCCUAAUUUGAGAUCAGGUACAAUUGGCACAGCAGUUUCUUUUCAUAUAAUGGUACAUUGGGGAGGAAAUAUGAAAAAGUACCGGUUCAGGCUGCACAGCCACAUCUAUCCACACAAAAUUAGAAAAUGAGUGGUAAAGCCUCCCUAGACUAUUUGGAUAAGGGGGAAUGAUCACCAUACAUAUUGCAGCUUUAUCAUGCACCACAGUUCCUUCACCACAAACCCUGCUGAUGGCCACAAUGCCAUUACAUAAUGAUUUUUGUAAAUGGUUAAUAAAUGACUAGUACUGAAUGUGAGGCCCCUUAAAGGGAAACUAAAGUCACCCAGACCACUUCAGCUCAAUGAAGUGGUCUGGGUACAAUGUCCUUCAUGUUUCAACCCUUCAGAUGCAAACAUAGCAAUUUCAGAGAAACUAUGUUUACAUUUGGGGUUAAGCCAGCCUCUAGUGGCUGUCUUCCGGACAGCCACUAGAGGCGCGUCUACGACUCUGGGGGCAUAUUAUGCCCCCAAUCGCGCAGAGCAUCCAUAGGAAAGCAUUGAAAAAGUGCCGCGCAUUUGCAUACGGCUCCGCUGACGUCGGUGCUGGAUUAAGGUAAGCUGCUUAAGGGGUUUUACCCCUUCAGCGCCACAGGAGGGGGACCCUGAGGGCGGGGGCACCCUCAGGGCACUAUAGUGUCAGAAAAACCGCUUGGUUUUCCUGACACUAUAGGGAUCCUUUAAUGAGGAGUAGAAGUGUACUCAGUCCUCUGCAAUUUCUCUAUUUCCUGUUCCACUUACUAUGCUGGAAGACAUAAAGAGAGGGUAAGCAUAUAACACAUUAUUGUAAUAAUAUUCCUUGCAUAGGGAAGUUGUCCAGGAUGUAGACCCAGGAGUGUAUGAGAGCAACUGAAGUGUUUCUUUUGAUUAAAAAGUACUUCAUUGGUAGAAAUAUUUAGUGGGGCAUUGCCACAAACACAAUUUAUCUGAGCAAUGUGGAUUAGGGUUGCAAGCAUCUUUCCAAGCCAAGUGUUAAAAUGUACCAGCUGGAGUUACGUUGUCCGAUAGGUGAUGGUCUAGUGACGGGGAGGAAAGUGAGGCAACAGGAACUACUGUGAAGAAGUUUUUUAAAUGAAUCACUACAGCCCUGAUGCACCUCGUUACAUCCCUCCCCGCUGCCGAGUUAAAAAAAAAAAAAAAAAAAUCUAUUAAUAAAACAAAUUAGUAAUCUUUUCUCCAGCACACAGUCUCCCUCUGCUGUGCUGUGCCCUUCUUCUCUGGUUGUAUAGCAGUCCAAUCUGAUGUUACUCAUAGAGGAGCAUUGGGGAAAGUAGGCGCAUGCACAGCACUCUCCGCAACAUGCCUGCAAUUCCUCCAUAGAAAAUCAUUUAUAUACAGUGAUUGAAAAAAAAAAAGAAAAAUAAAUAAACCAAAAAACCAGGGCAAUCAUUAAGCAAAGGAGACGGAGAGAUGGUUGUGAUGCUGGAAAUAAGUUAAAUAGCAUUAAGGGGGGGAGGCAGGAUAUGUAAAUAGUGUUUUCACAACAUAUGUGUUCCUGACACUAGUGUUCCUUUAAGCAAAUUAAGGGAACAUUCUGGUCACCAUAACAACUUAAUCUAAAUGAAAAUGAUAUGAUGCCAAGAGGCCCCUGGGCGCUCUUUCUUUUAAGGGGUUAAACCGGCCUCAAAUGGUUUAACCUCAAAGGUUAAGUGGUAUUAGGCUUCUGAAACGGAGCGUCACGAAGUGCAGAUUAACGUCAGGCAUGGGUGCCGCUGACUGGCCAGAGUGGUCAGCUGACCGCUCUAGCCAAUCAGCGCCACCCCUACCCAGCGGCACUCUAUGCUUCCUGACACUCAGUAAAUCAAAGUGAACACAUUAACACUGAUAUUUUAUUAAUUUAUUUUUACCUGGGGAGAUGAGAAGGUCCAAAGUUUCCCUGCCAGGCCCAUGUACCAAAGCCUUAUGAUGUGGUGUUCAGAAUGAAGUGGAGGGAUCACUUCACUUGUCCUUCCUGCUCCAAUCUUCUUUUCUUCUCCUUCAUUUGUCUCCUUCACUCCUUUACCUUUCUGCUCCUUUCUCUUUCUGAUCACUUUCUGCUACUUUCGCUCCCUUCUGCUCCUUGCUGACCCUUUCUGCCCCUUGCUGACAAGUCUGUCUGUUACCAUGUUGAUUUCUUCUCCAUAUUAUAGUUGUUCCCACACCCUCCUAUAUACCAUAUAUAAUAAUUGCAUAUUUAUCUUAGUGGAUUGUAGCCACACAACCUGCACCUCUUGGCUUCCUAUCCUCCCAAUAUAAAGGUGCCAUUUGUGCCUGGAGAUUAAACACUAUAGCAUUAGGAAUACAAAUGUGUAUUUCUAACGCAGUACUCUCGUACUAACUGCUUAGAUGUCCGCCCCCCCCCUCCCCGUAUCUUAAGUUACCUGUUAGCCCUCUCCACAAUGUGCUCUUGCUGCCGGCCCCGUUGCCUUGGCUGAGAUUGUCAGUCUUGAUCAUGUUGCUUAAUUCAUGCUUCCCUAUAUAGACGUCUAGUGAGGCUAAUGCGCAUGUGCGACAUUGCACCAAUCAAAUGCUGCUGUAAAUAUGGAAUUAAUGAGAGCUGCCAUAUAGGGGAAAUACUAAAAGGAAAGCAUGAUAAAUGGAAAAAUUAGCAAAUCCUCAGCGACCACUCUGCUGUCAUGUGAAGGGGGAUGGUAACAAUUUGGAAAUGGAAAAAUAUAAGGAUACUUAACUAUCAAUAUUCAUCAUGCUGUGGAUUUCAUUAUAAUCCCAAAUUUGGGAAAAUCCGGCACAUGUAAAUGUAGUAGAAUGUAAAAUAAAAGGUUGUCAUUAAUCUAUCCACCCAUUUUAUAUGGAGAAAAUGACCUGUACAUAACCAGUAUGUACUAGAUUUGACCCCACCUCUACAUCACCCCGUAUCACAUGCAGAUCCUGUCUUUCAACACCAUUAAGUUUCCCCCAUUUACCUACGUUCUUCUCAUAUUUGUUUUAUUCAGACAAACAUGCAAUAUGUUCAGAUUUAAUACAAUAUAUGUUCCCAUGAGCCAAAUGUGUUUGUAUCAAUGUCUGUGUGUUAAGGGAAAGUACAUGUUAAUGUGAAUGUUUUUUGUGUUCUGUGUAGUAUGUGUGAUGUCUGUGAAUGUUUGAGUAGCGAAAAUUUGCCAUUACUUAAAAAAAAAAAAAAAAAAACAGAAAGAGAUACAAAAAUACAUACCAAUAGUGACCCAUAUAUGCACAAACACACAGUUACACAAAUACAGAUAAAAACACUCUGGUAGAAAUAUACAGACACAUAUCUGUCACGUACAGAGUCUCUCUCACACACACACACACACAAACAGGCACAUUCUCUGCUAUACGUAUAUACAGGCAUAAACACACAUGCAUAGACCUAUUUACAGCCACAAAAUCAAAGCAUACAAAGUCGAAUUCAAGGAUACACAUAUAUAGACAUAUAAUCACUGAUACAUACGUUAUAAAACCUUAAUAUUUUUCAAAAAUAUGUUUUAUACAAUCGUGGUGUAGACUCCCCUUUUCGUGAGGGUUAUUUCCCAGACACUAUUUUCAGCGGCUGGUCUUGCUAAGCCCUGAGGAAGCCUGCUGACGGUCAGAGGAGAUGCCAACCACCUUACAACGGAAAGUAUUGCGAGGAACACAGACCAUUUAUUUAUUUUUUACUCCCCGCCCCCACCCCCCCUCCCUUCCAAAUACACACUAGGAAAGUGGGUGAAUGUGACCAGAAUAUGAGCCUCUUCAUUCUGAAACAUGUGUGACUUAGGGGAACCUCCAGACCAUGCAUGAUGAUGUGAUUAUUUGAACAUAAGGUGUAUGCAUUCAGAGUCCUACAAUAGUGGGUGCAGAGGUUUAAACACUGUAAAUGCUCAAACACUACAGGCAAGGCAAGACAGCCGUGAGCGGUAUGUGAAUUCGUAAACUGUGAAUACCGCUCAAACUGCUCAUGUCCAUGAAAUGCCCAAGCCCAUGAAGGUCAUUGAAUAGUGAAAUAAGCUAGCAAAAUCCAGAUGUACAUGCAAAAAAAUAUUAAACCGCAGACAGCCUAAAGAGACAUCCCACGCUGCUGGCUUUGCUGAGCCAUGUCCAGAGACCCUGCAUAGCCACACCACUGACUCUCCCAAUUAUGGUUUUCAAUUAUGGCUUUCAAAGGAAGUUGAUAUCCAGAAUGUAUUGUGUAUACAUGAUUCCAGGCAUGAAAGGGUUAAAGACCAUAUAUUGCACACAGUCUACGUGUAUAUCUUUUCCCGUUUGUAAGCUUACCUACUAUCUUAUGGGCACCAAAAAUGGUAAUACUUUUUGCCAAAUAGUCUCUAAAGUAAAUAAAGGUGUAAUGAAAACUUAACACUGAUAAGCAUGCUGCACCAAUAUAAAUCGGGACCAACUACUUUUAAGUAUGUGCAAGUAAAAGCAAAAAUAUUAAAAAAAAAAGGUUCUCAGCAUGAUGCCAGCUCGGGUACAAUAUCCGUAUAUUUUAUGAUGGUUACCAGGUAUAAAUUGUUAUAUGGCCAAAACAUAGUUAUGUUACUCUAACCUUGGUCCACAAUUUGCCUUUUCAGGCUUACAGUGCCUUACUGGGCAUUGCAAUUAGGUCCCCCACCAAGAAGAUUUUAAAAAAAAAAUAAAGAAUUUACUAGCAUUUAAUACAGCGACAACAUAGGGGGUCUCAUGCGUUCUAAUCAGUCUUCUCAUAGACUCAUUUAAUUGGACUGUGUUGCCGGCUCAGAGCACAUGUGCGCAGUAUUACCCGGUAUGAGGAGGGGGUAACAGUAUAAUUUUAAAAUAAAUCAAUAAAACCACAUGUGAGCAACAGAUGCGUACAAUAUGCACAGAGUUGACAUCACGUGCGCUGGGAGUGCAACUAGCCCACAGAACACAAUUAAAAUUAACUCUGAAUUUGCAGAGUUUCAUGCUGAAGCACUGCACAUCCAGGCUCCUACAACCAUGACCACUUCAAAUCACAAAAGUAACGUUUAACUUUCCUCAUUAGAGUUCUUUUGCAUUGAGCAAGCUUCAAGAUAACAAUGUGACUUCUGUGUAUCCACAGGGUUAUCAUGCUGGUGCUGUCAUUGUCCACAAUGCAUUGUGGAUUCCAGUUGAAAGAUCGAUUUAUAUAUUCCAAAACUAUUCUUGACCCCCAGCAUAGGGUCUCCAUUUAAUGCAUUCAGUGCCCGCCCAGGCAUCUUUGUGUCUGCACGAUAAUUGAGUUAUUGUCCGCUAAAUAAAUUAUCUCCCCCAGGUACAGAGUGCCAAACAUGGGAAAAAAACAAAACAAAAUACAGUGAAAACACACAGGCACCCCACAUAUCAUACAUCCCCAUAUAGCUCUGGUCCGAGCACCCAUGUUGGCCAAAUAGCACCCGGAUCCAUAAAGAAUUGUCAAAUUGGCACCGGGGUAAAGUUUUUACUGGCGGCAAACAAGGACUAAGCCCCAAAUAGUUACAGUGUAAUCUGCGCUUGGGCCAGUCAAGUAGCGGGAGUUCCCGCACUCAAACGAAAGGAGGCUGCCCCUAGUUCUCAGGGAGCAAUUGUUCCAAUUAGUCUGUAGUACCUUUCUUCCAAAUAGCGCUCUCCUGGCAGAUCGGCAAGGGGGUUAUAACAGUGGGUCAAGGUGACCGGGAGUCGCAAGGUUAAGUAGCCGUAUAUGAGUUCCAGGAGGUUUGCAGCUAAGUACUGCUGGGGACUGUGUAACUGAACAACUGCCAAGGAGGGCUCUUUCGGCAAUAAACAUUUGGGAGAAGGGAAGGCACCAUGGGUAUAGUGAACAGGUUUGUUUUCGGGGAAAAGUUAUGUGUACAAGUACAGGGUCCAUCACAAAAAUAAAUGUUUUUACUAAGAUGCCUUUAUAGGAAAAAUCUACCUAGAGAUAGUUUUCUAUUCACAAUACAUUCUAGUCCAAAGGUUAUUCAGCAUAAAAUAUUGAUUAAUUCUAUAGCAUGCCGUUCUUAGCCAAUGGUUUGCCCCAUUACCAGAAAACGGGGCCAGGGUACACCUCACAUCAUACAGCAGGUUGUAGUGGGUAUGAUGGCUGUAGUAACCCUUCAGUUGUGAUAAAAUGCACACUUUCAAAUCAAAAAUAUUCUAAAAUAAUAAUACAAAGUUCAGAAAAAGACCUUAAUCCCAUUGUUAUUCUGCAAAUCUGUGCACGUAAUGCACAUAGCUGUAUGAGGGAUGCUUUUCCAAAACUAUUUAAACAGGACAUUUCAUGCUGGAAUUAGAUUUUUAUGAGUCAGAUAAGGGUGACCUUUAGCAGUUUAAGAUGUUGGUAGUUUUGUUAUUUGGUAACUUACUGUACUAUAUGUAUACUAUACUAAUGAGACAUCGCACUAUGGUAAUUCAGUGUAAUUAUAAAGGGUUUUAGCUGAAGUACAUUAAAAUGUAAAACUGGACGUUCCGACUAGAAAUAAUAAUUACAUAUUUUGCGUGGCAUAAAAAAAUGUUGACUGGAAAGGAUCUUUGUUUGACUUGUAGGUAGCAAAACAAGGUGGUGUGACUGGGUGUGACAUGGCUAAAGUAAAUACAGUAUACUACACAGUUAUACCCCUAUCACAAUGUCUAGCAAGCAGGGACAAGCACUGGAACUAGAACAGUCACAUAUGAAAAUGUUUUGUCUGCUAAAAUCUACUCUUCAUUUUUAAAUAAUCAAUAGAAAAGUAAAAAGCACUUCUACUCUGGACUUCACAUAUCGCCGCAGAAACAUCUACUAAAGGAACUGUGUAAGCACCAUAACCACUAAAGUCUACUAUAGUGGUUAUGGUGUCAGGAUUUUUCUUGAUAAAUAGUCAAACCGGUUUGGAAAGUCGCAGCCCCUGUUUCAAGUCUUCUCCUAUAGGAGAAUCCAUUUAGUUCUACAGAGCUAAGCAGGAAUGCCGGACUGCACAUUUUGGCGGAAAGCGGCUGCCAAUUAGCAUAGCCCAGGUUUAACUUUAUAGUGACAUCUAGCAAAGUUCAUAUUUGUUAACUCACAAGGUCUGUCACUUAGGGAAUAAAGACAUUACCUGGAAACCACUUGUCAGAGAUGGCACCUUCCUCUGUAUUACACAGAGUAUACAAAUAAGGCCAAGCUAUGCAACCUCUGUUGUUGUGUUGUUUUUUAUUUUUUUUAUUUUAUUAUUAUCAUUUUAUUUUUUUCUUCCAGGUUUUGGACAGUUGCAGCAACUAUAAUAAACCUUUUUUUUUUUUUACUUUAAUAUGCAUAUUGCUCAUGUGCCUGGAUUGUUGCUUGAAUCAUGUGGGGUUGUUUUUUUAUUUUUUUUCAUUUAAAAGAGUACUAUAGUGUUAUAAAUAGUAUUAGUAUUACUAAUGCGAUAUAGUAUUCUAUUAGCUAUUUAGGUGUACUCCCCUUGUAACCCUCACUGCACUCCCGGUCCUUCUUGGCUAAGAUUAUGAAGAUUGAUGAUCAUAUAGGGAAGCAUUGCGAAGCUAGUGUGCGUGUGCUACAAAAAUUGCCGCUCUGCGACAUUCAAAUGCUCUAUAGAAGCAGCAUAUUAUUGAGAACCGAGUCUGACUCUGUUCUCACAGCGGAAGCACCUCUAGUGGCUGUCAGGAAGACAGCCACUAUAAGUAUAUUAACCAUGCAAUCUAUUUUACUGCUGAUCAAUAUCGGUUUAAAGAAUAUUGAUCUAUGAAAAAUAUUGAAAAUCAAUUAUGUACUUAGCAUUGAAAAUAUUGGAUUUCGCGAUUCAAUGCCAUUCAUCGAGGGCAUAAUCCCUGAUAGGUGUCCUUGAAAAUAUCAACAGGAUAAAGCUGUAUAUAAAUGCAUUUUCUGACUAUUUGCUUGCUGGCUGAGGCAUGGUGAGUGGGGGCAUGGGGGAGGUAUAAAACCACCCUCAUAAUUGUUUUUAUGACUAACAGGGUGGCUGGUCAUUUAAAAAUAAAAAGCAGUACAUGUGCUUCUGAAGCACAUUUAUUGUUUUGUUUUUUGUUUUGUUUUUUUUCCCUCUUUUUCUCAGGCAGCCUGUUUAUCGAGUUCAGCUGCUAGAAUAACGCCUGGCGUUUAAUAUAUUCAAAAUUCGAUAAAAACAUCAGAAAUGAAGUCAAUCAUUUUUUACUGUGUUUUGCCCGGAGAAUGUAAUUAAAGCCAUAGUGUGCAACUCUAUGUGAGUACUGCUCUCUAGCACUCCUAGAAUUAGAAUCUUGAAAUACCUCAUAUAGUCAACACUACAAACUUCUGAAAUGCUUUACGUGUGAAUUGUUUUUUUUUUUUUUCAUUUUAUAAAAGCUCCAGAUUUCAAUGGCACAUAUAUAAAUUAACCUUGUUACACCCUGCCUGGCUGUCAGACAACAGGUCCUGUUAUUUCCAAGUUUCGGUGAAUCUGAACUCAAGAGGCAGAGAAUUGUCCAGGGCACCUGCCUUGCAAAGACUUCUCAUUGGGAAGUCUGUGAUUGGACAUACACAGAAGGUCUGGGGAACAAGGAGAGGGCUUGCAAAAACUGCACACAAGAGAUCUGCAGCUUUUACAAGCUGUUUUUAGAUAUAACCCCAAUGAAAAAAUGCAUGAUUAAAUGCAUGCAUGUUUUCAUUUGGUGUAUCUCUACUAAAUAGUUAUAUAUUGCAUCACUGUCUUUGUUUCCAAGCACUUGUUUGAGAGGUUAGGAACUAAUAAACUACAUAUAUGGGACCAGAUUAAUUUAUGCUAUUAUUAAAACAAAAUAUAAAUGUUACUUCAACUGUCAAAACAACUACAUAUCCAAGCCCUAAUGGCUGGGCAUUACAAAAUUGAGGCUUUACAGAAAACCAGGUGUAUUUACAUACCUCUAUAGCUUCCGACUGGCCAUACCCGCAUUCGGAUGUACAUCCUGACAGUCACAAUGUAGCAAAACUUGUUCUGCAAGUUCUCCAUAGACUACCUUGCAUUGAAUUCAGUGUAUUCUUUUUCAUAUUAUUAUAUUGAUUGAUUGAUCAUUUUCACUCACCUUGUGGAAAGUUUGAACCUUUGGAUUUGUGUUCACUUCCCAUAACAUUCAGAAAAAAGCAAAUCUCUAUGUAUCCUUCCUGGUGAAAAAGCUUAUAAAGAAAUAUUCUACCUCCAGGAGAUAACUAAAUACAUCUGUUUUAUGUGAGUUGGUAAUAACUCUCUUUGCUGCACUAUGGCACCUUUCCUGUGUUUAUGCUUCAAUUUGUUAGCCCAAAUAAACAUCAUAACAUAACAUCCUUUAAUAAGGGUUGUACAACCAUGUUCAGCACUAGUUUUCAUUGUUAUCUAUAGUGUACUACUGUAGGAUCUUGUACUUGCAGCUACAUGUAUUUAUUAAUAAUCUGCCUGUUAGGAUUUGAUUGGAAAAAUUGUAAUUCACCACCGUUUCUUGUCCCCUCCCACUCCUGCCCCCAUGCUUGCCACUCCUAGCUGUAAAUACCUUGAUGUAACGGUUUAUCUACUCCUUCCCUAGGCCCAUUUCCCAUACCAUCUUUACUGCAAGCCUCUAAAAUUCUACUUGGCUCAACCCAUGCAACCACCCACCCAGGUUCCCCCUAAAUUUAUAGCAUGCUCCUCCAGCUGUUUAAAAUUCUCACUCACUUACCUCUUCAUUCCCUCUAUAUUCUACCAAUAGCUACAACUCUCUGUUUACUUAUUUAGCUAUCACUUCCAAAUUUCCCCUGCCACUUCUUGUCUCAAAUCCCCAGGGUAACCUUUAGGUUGUAAGCUCAAAGGCUAUCUACCUAUGCACUUUGUAUAAAAGAGCUUAAAUGGCAAGAUUUCAGCUUACGGGCAGGGCCCUCUCUACCUUUCGUAUUGGUCUGUCUAUAUUGUAUGUUCUCUACUAAUUGUACAGCGCUGUGGAAUCUGUUGGCGCUUUAUAAAUACCAGUAAUAAAUAGUUUCUCAAAUUUAUGUAAGUUGCAUUUGUUUCUUUGGACUGCACUUUGUGUGAUGUAACAUUGCUGCACUAUGUUAAUCUUUUACCACUUUUUAUCUGUCCACAUAAUUGUUGUGCACUUCAGAACUGGCCCAUUCAGGCAGUGCCAGGCUCGCAUCCAAUUAAAGCUGGUGGUGUGUGGCCGCUUCUGUCAUUCCCCACUGUGAUUAACCUCUGUUAAUCCUCUCUUUGUUCGUGAAAUAACUAUUUCACUACCCCUGGCUCUGUGCUUUUCCGCCUCCAUGCUGAACACCCGAAAGCGCCUCUUCCCUGGUGGGCAUGAGGUCCCCAGCAGAACCUAGUACCAAAACACCUGGAACACUGGCUCUGUCACAUCACUUCCCCAUUCCUGGUCAACUUACCCCUCUGUUUUACCCCACUUUCCGACCUGCCAGUAGGGCGCUUUUUGGAGGGAAGGUACUAUGGACUGAAAGGACAAAUUGCUCCCUAUGAGUAGGGAGGAGCCCCCAAUAAUUGUCAGCAUGGAUUUUGCUAGCGGUCGGCUCAAUCUUUACCGAUUUACACAAUUCAUCUAUUCUCAAAGGACCCAUGCUAUUUUGACAACUUGGGAGCUCUUAUCGGAGCUAUCAGGGGAUAUAUGAUGUGGUGUGGUUUCUGUUUGUUUUCAUGUGUUUUUGGAACAUUUUCAUGUUGGGUCCCCUGUAUCCAGGAGAUAAUUAGCUUAAGUGAUGGCUAACUCAAUUAUCACCUUCCGAGAAGAGAAGCAUUAGAUUAGAUGAAAAGCAAGGAAGCAAUGCCUGGGGGACGACGUCACCAGAGGUGGAGCGAGUGGCAGCACUGAGUCUUGGUGCUAGGAAAAAGGCAAUUGGAAAAACUGUUUUUCCUCUUCCUUUUUUUAAACUGUAUUUAGAUAGGGAAGAGAAUGCUAUAACGUUAUGAAUACAAAAUGCUAGUUAUAAAAAAAUCUCCAGGCUUCUGUGGGUUAGUGAAUGGCCUACCAGGUUCGAGACCAGGGAUAUGCCUAUGUAUCUGUCUAUAUAUCUAUCUAUCUACCUUCAGCACUCCAGAUGUAGUGGGCUACAUCCCCCAUAAUGCUCUUACACCCAUAUUGCUGGCAAAGCAUCAUGGGAGGUGUAGUCCAAAACAUCUGGAGUGCCGAAGGUUGCAUAUGCCUGUGCUAGACUAAGGGUCUGCAUUGCACCAGCCUCCAUUAUGUAAAAGGGAUACUAUAGGCACCAAAACAACUGUAGCUUAAUUAGGUAAUUUUAGUGUAUGGAUCAUGAGUCUGAAGUGUCACUGCUCAAUUCUCCCACAUUGCCUUAAUUUGUAAAAUGUGGUAAAUGUAAGCUCCUGUCAGCUCCCUUCUCUCUCCUCUGGUCCGGUCAGCUCCACUGCAAGUCUCACGAGAGCCGCAGGGGUCAGAGCACGGCAACGCUCCGCGCGGCACUCAGACCGCGAGACUUACAGGGGAGCUGACCGGACCGGAGGAGAAGGGAGCUGACAGGAGCUGCAGGAAAGGUAAGUAACAACUCUCUGCCAGCCCCCCUCCUACACAGCCAAUGCCACUGGACCACCAGGGAAUGAGAGCCCCCCUAUCUGGCCAGCUAACAAGCAGGGAGUGGGGACGAAUACAAAUAAAUAAAAAAUUAAAUAAUAAUAAAAAUAUUAAUAAUAUAAAAAAAAUAUUAAAAUAAUAAUUAAAAAAAUAAAAUAAAAAUGCCCACCCCCCACCAAGGCUCUACAUCAUAUACAUACACACACACACUGCAUUCAUACACACACCCACACUGUAUUCAUUAUAUAUACACACACUGUAAAUAAAUAUUCAAUUAAUAUAAUUUUUGGGGGGUGUAACGGAGCUCCCUGUACUCCGACCGAGUACCCUCCGUUGAUGGAUGCUCCUAGCGCUUCCUGAGGACUCCAAACACUGCAGCAGACACCACAACCACCGCAGACUCCACAACCGCCGUAGCUUAACUGGAGUCUCGCCGUCUUCCUUCCACCCUGGAUCAGCUUCUGUCCUCCAGGACCGUGUGGGGAAGACCUCUCCUCCAGGAGAGCGUAACAGGAACAGCUCUUAAAAGAGCUAAGUGAUUAAAAGCUCAGGGGAGUAUGCAGAGCAUAGCAAUCCCCAGUGUGAUAUAGCAGUUCCCUCCAAUAACGAGACAAGGCUACGUAUUGAGGGUCAAGAAGAUCUGAUGUUUAAUGGCACACACUCUGCUUUUAUGAGAUUCUGCCCAUGCAAGGGAGACACCCACAUAAUUAGCAGUAUAACCAAUCGGAACAAUAUACAUUCGGGGAAAUUCCCAUCCCUCAGAUAAUCACAUAACAUAAUUAAAACAGAACAGUAAAAAUACAGUUUUUAUACAUGUACUAUAACUUCCAAACUACACAUCCAAUCUUCAUAAAAAUUACAUAUUUGGAAUCAAUCCAUUAAGGGGAGCAACAUAUUAAAAAAUGGCACAAAUCAGACAAGGGGUUCAAAAGUUAGCAAAAGUGUAUUUUGGGGCCUGGCUGGCAGCAUGGUUUUCUGGCCCAAACCGGUUUUACAGAGGCCUCUAUCCUGGACAAUGGGGAAAGUAAUCCAAUUAUCCAGGGAUAGAGGCAGACUCCAUUAACCACAUGUUAGCAAAAGACACAAAAAGACACAAAAAUACAUAACUCCUAUUGAACUGAACAGAACCCCCACAUUCAACCUAUCCCCAGAUGGCUUGGAUCUGAGCGCUCAAUAUAUCCAAACAGCGCUCAGAUCCCACAAAUACAGUCAAAUCGCCAUACACACUAGGUCCAUAGUCAUGGGGCAGAAGGCUGGCAAUUAGGCUUCUCCAUAACACAGGGAAGCAGGGCAAUUUGUCAAAUAAAAUAACAGUUACAAAUGGCAGUUUGUAACAGGGGGAUAUAAUUUUAUUUAGAAAUUUACCAGUAGCUGCUGCAUUUCCCACCCUAGUCGGGUCAACUUAUACUCGAGUAUAUACGGUAUAUAUUUUUAGGAGUAUUUUGCUGUCAUUUUCUAACUGUUCACUAGAUGGCGCUUUAGGGUCAUUGUAAUCAUACAUGUGCGUAAUACUUUGAUACAAAGUUAUUGUUUUUAGAUAUCAUGUCUCGUUUAUUAAAUCACUUUUAUGUACAUUUAUGGCUAUUUUUUAUUCUUCAUUAUUUAAAAAUUUAAUUUUUUUUUUUUUUUUUUUUUAAAUCCUAAGCCAGGCAGUUCUGGGCAUGGAAGAUGUGAUAUUGCAUAAAAUAGUGCAUCUUUAAUAGCAACAAUACAUUUGACAUUUAUUUUCCACUUUUUUUUUUUCCAACACUGAUUUUAUUUGAAAUAUACAUAACACAAAACAGAUGAGCACUUCCUAAAAAUGAAUGGACCAGCACAGGGCUCAAAAUUUUGACUCGCCACUAGCUCUUCGGAAGUGAAAAUUUAGCUCUGGUGAGCAUACAAUAGCUUGCAUUGGCAACAUGGGUGAACCUAGGGCAUUUGGCACCCGAGGCAGGUCCUUUGUUUGGCACCCCAUUUUACCUGAAUUUUAUUUUUAAUUUUUUUUAUUUUUAUUUUUUUAUGUAUAGCACAAAUUUGUAAACUUUAUAAAACGCAUGUUAGUUCCUUCUACAAAACCCCUGUCCUGUCCCUCUCCUACAAAACCCUGCACCCCAGACACCCAGUUACAGGCAUACAGUCACACACAAAGUUACAGGCAUGCAGUCACACACACAGUUACAGGCAGACACUUACACACACACACACACACACACAGUCAGUUACAAGCAGACAGUAACAUAUACAGUCACACACACACGGUCACAGGCAGACAGUCAUAUUUACAGUCACAUGCGCACACACACAUAGUUACAGUCACACACACAGUUACAGGCAGCAUCAAACAGUCACACACAUGGUUACAGGCAACAUCACACAGUCACUCACAGGCUGACAGUCACACACAGUUACAGGCAGACAGUCUCUCUCUCUCACACACACACACACACACAGGCAGACAGUCUCACACAUAGCCACAGGCAGUCAUGCACACACACAGUUACAGGCAGACAGACACACACACAUUCUUACUUACAGACAGUGGGAUGGAGGAGGAGUGGAUUCAUUGAAGUCAUUCCUUGGAGCCUGUUGGAGAAGCAGGGAUUCCUUCUUGCUGCACCUCCAUGUGCAGCGGGUAAGGGCGCGUUGAGCUCCACCCCUGCUGCCAGUUUGGCUCUGCCCUGACUUUUCUUAGCUCCACCUCCACUUUCCUACCGUGCGGCCAGUUCAGCUGGUAAUUGCUGGUUUCUGUGUGUGUAAGCUGUGCCGGCACCCCAGCUGCCAUCGGGCACAGCUCCUAUAUCUCCCUCCAGCACCCAGACCAGGAUCAAGGUUCCCCUUAGUAUGCCUCUGAUUGGCAAGUAACUUUUACAGCCUGGCUAGUAACAUACAAUUUAAAAAUGUAAGUCCUGGUCCAGAACUCUCCAAAAAUAAUGUUGGGUCACAAAGCAGCACAGGUGCACAGUGGUGGGGGUGGGGGGUAAUUCCGUUAUCUGACACUGGACGUCCUCACGCUCUGCACGAUUACCUGCAGUGUCAGAUUUUCCCCGUAGGAUUGAUUCAUUGAUUUGAUUCAAUGCUUUCCUAUGGGGAGGUCUAAUGCGCACGCAGCAUUUGCCGCGCAUGCACAUUAGACCCCGCUCGUUGCGGGACGGUGGAGGGGGCGGAGCUUCAACCCAGCGCUGAGGGACAGGUAAUUAUUUACUGGGGGGGGCACGAGAGCGUAUCAGUAGUGACAGGAAUACAGCUUUGUAUUCCUGGCACUACAGUAUCCCUUUAACAACUUUUAACCCCUUAAGGACACAUGUCAUGAUUCCCUUUUAUUCCAGAAGUUUGGUCCUUAAGGGGUUAAAGUAAAUGGGUAGGAAUGUAAUGCUGCCAUUGUAUAAUGAUCUGGUAAAAUGUAUAGUAAGUAUGAACAUUUUUUUUCAUACAUUUUUUCUUAUUCCUGAUCAAACAUGGCAGCAUUUACUUAUGGCUUACACCCAAUCAGUAUAUAUAGUGGGAAGGAUAGAGUACAAAUACAGCUAAUGGAUACAAAAAAAAAAAACAUUUAUUGAGAUGCACAAACCUCAGAAAAAGACUGCCUUGCCUUGAAGGCGAGCCGCGAGUUUGACAUGCUUUCUAAGGCAGAGUAGGCACCUGCUCUCCCCACAUUGCAGGUGCCUACUCUGCUAAAACUUACCCGGCAAGGAGUAGAGGUUGCUGGCUGCAGCGAGGGAGCUCAGUCUUCCUGCUCCUCACUGGUCCCUAGCGUGCACCGCCUGUAGUGAUGCCGGAAUAUGAGGUAAUUCCGGUACCACUAAACUGCCCGCGUGAGGGAGCAGGUAGGAGAAGAUCCCCACUGGACCCCAGGCAGCGGCCCCACACUAGCUCCCAAAGGUAGGGAACAAUAAAUAAAAUGGUGUGUCUCUGUCAGUGAGUGUGUGUUGGUCAGUGUUGCGAUGGCCGUGACUGGACAGUGGAGGAACUGGAGUUGCACGCAAGGCCACGUCACAUUCCGACGUGAUGUCAACGUGCCCCACCUUCACAGGGUUUCAAGAAAUAGCGGGAUAAUCCGUUUUGGCACAGGGUGCGGACGGUGCCAUUGGGGGUAUACCAGAGGCUGGACUUCGAAGUCUCAUACUGGCAGCGGCAAUGUGAGUGAAGUCUGCUUGUUGGCUAAUAAUGUUUUUGUUUGUUGUUUUUUUUAUUUUGUUUUGUUUUUUUUAAACAUUGGCUGGGGUUUAGAAGAGGGAGAGGGUUGGAGGGGGGGGGGCUGGGAUUUAGUAUAGAGGGAGGGAGACUCUGAAUUAAUAUAGGGUGGGGAGUGGGGUUUAGUAGACGGGAUGCUUUUUUUUUUUUUUUUAAAUGUAUACUGUACCUUUCAAAACAAACCUGUUUCUAUAAAAAAAAUUAAGGUGUUUUUUUUUUUUUUUUUCUUUUCUUUUUUUUGCCGCCCACAUAAACUUUAACCUUGUUUAUUUGGCCCAUGAUAGCCCUUGAGUUUGACAUGCUUAGUUUAGGGGGUUGUUCUAUUUAUACCAAUUUCAGAGUUCUAUUUUCUGUCCCUUCUUCUGUGAUGGGAAGAGCUAACCCAAUAGUAAAUGCCAUGUUUGAUCAGAAAAUCUAAAUAAAACCCCAUGCCGCUUGUAAACUGGAUAUAUUAGUGUGAGUGGCAACGUUAAAGGGACACUAUAGUCACCAAAAUAAUUUUAGCUUUGCUUAAUGAAUCCGUUUUAGUGUAUAGAUCAUGCCUAUGAAUUUUCACUGUAAUAUUUCAUUGCCAUUUUGGAGUUAAAUCACUUUUGUUUCUGUUUAUACAGCCGUUGCCACACCUCCCCUGACUGUGACGGACAGAGCCUUCAUAAGAACAAAAUAGUUUAAUUUUCAAUCAGAUGUAACUUACUUUAAAAGUGUUUGUCUCCUGCUCUGUAAAUUGAACUUUAUUCACAUACAGGAGGCUAUUUGAUGGUCUAGCAAGCUAUUAACUGAGCAAAGGAUAAGAAAUUCUAAAUUAAACAGAAUUUGCAAUAAGGAAGUAUAACAAUUAGAUCACUCUUUACAGGAAGACUUUAGAAAGGCUGUGUAAUUCACAUGCAGGGAGGUGUAACUAGGAUGCAUUAACAAAGUGAUUUAAUUCCUAAAUGGCAGAGAAUUAAGCAGUGAGACUGCAGGAGCAUGGUCUAUACCAGGGGUAGGCAACAUACGGCACCAGUGCCAUGCACAGCACUCAAGGUGUCUUUGCAUGGCACUCAAGGCUGCUAGAGCCAAACAGGCUCUGGCCUAUCAGGAGUCCCAGUGAAACGUCAGAUAUCUGCUAAUACAAAAAGGACAAUCCUCAAUUUAUGCAUUGCAGCACAUAGAGUAAGUGAUCUCUGGUCCCUUCCUCCCAGCACUUGUGAAUGGGAAUCCACACUGUGGUAGAGCAGCCCACAGCGGAUAUUGCAGCUCCUGCCCUUCACCUGUACCUGGCCAGCCUGGUGUCCACUGGAACCUAGGGAAGCCACCCAUACUGCUAGAUCUACACCAAAAUGCACAAUAACCCUCCCCUCAUAAAAAUAAUACUAAUAGCCCACAAACAAACGUACACACAAUCGGCACAAAAGUUACCCACUAACAAUCCACAUACAUGCACACAACACCACAUACAGCCUUUCACAUGCAAUACCCCACACAUACACACACUACCAAACACACAAUUUGGUGACCCAGACACAUUCAUCCACACACAAUUCCACAAGCAGCCCCAAUACACAGCCCACAUUCAUUGAGCUUAAGUGGUCUGGGUGCCUAUAGUGGUCAUUUAACUGGCAUACAUGUGUUAACUGAUACAAGUAAUUUUCUUCACUAAGCAUAGAGACAGCAACAUAUAAUUAAUAUGUUUCCUAUCGCAAUCUAUUUUCUCGUUUACGUUCUCAUUAACCUACGAACACAAACAGUCUGUUUUUGACAGGUUUGUUGAUGUGUAUGUGAAACUGUGAGAAGCAGGAGGUUAAAAAUGAGACCCUGUGCCAAGUGUCCUCAGGAACAUUCUAAUUUGUUUCUCUGUGGGCACUCCAUAACAGCUAGUGCUUUCUUAAUAAAAAUUGUUUCCAUUUUAUAUUAGAAGUUGAAGUUCCUAGAACUUGUUUAGCACAGUCAUCAAGACAUCAUUCAUCAAGACUUAAUCUAAUAAAUAUUGAAAUUUAAACAAGUCUUGGGUGCAGCAAAAUAUGAUAAUUUCAUGUUAGAAUGUUUGUAUUUUGUACAGUAAAGAUACAAAUGAUCCAUAUAUUGAGAGCCCUUAUGAAAAUCUUUGAAGUGACAUUUGACCUGUUUUCUGUAUUAUUAUAUACAGAGAACCUUAUAGUGUUGUUACUGUGAAAGUUUGAGUGUUUUGUUCCUUUGCUAGUAUCUUCAGUGCUUGUUUUGUUACUGACUGGUGUGAUUGUAUAAAACUUGUUGCAUUAAGGUGAUGUGUUUAGCUUUUGCAUUUUUAAAACCUUGUUGCUAAAUCUAUCAUGCUCAAAAUGUGUGUAUUUAUAGGUACAUCAGUAUGUCACAAAUGAUCUGAAAUGCAUGAUCGACUGCCUCAAGCAACUCUGAGAUACCUUCCCAGAAUGUGGAGAAGUGUCAUACUCCUAUGGUCAGUCAACCUGUGCCUGUCCGCCUACAGGAUAGAAUCGCAAACAGAAAAUGGGUUCAAGCUACUCAAGAUUGGUGGCAUUAGCAACAAGACACAAUGUAGACAAGAAUGUAAAUCUGAGCAAUACCCAGGUGAGUUUUUGAAAGCUGAAAGGAAGAUUCCGGGCACCAUAACAACUUAAAUACAAUUAAGUUGUUAUGGUGCUAGGAGGCAUGAGGUGCUUUUAUACCUAAAGGAGGGUUAAACGGUUCUCAAACGGUUUAACACCAACGGUGCCGGAUCUGGGAUUCCCCCAGUCCUUGAAAUUAAGGGUCAGGGUUAGCUGAUGCUCUUAGCCAAGCAGUAGCUCUCCGUUCAAAAAAAAUAUUUAGUUAUUUUAUUUAUUUUUCUUAUGAAUAGGGAGCUACUGAUUGGCUUAGAUUACUGGAGGCAACCUUUGGGGUUAACCUUUUAGGUAAGAAGGGGCCUUUUGACACCAUUUCAAAUUUAUUUAAAUGAAGUUGUUAUGGUGCCUGGAGUGUUUCUUUUAUUUAUACAUUUUUAUAGUGUUUCCAUAUGUCCCUUGCACUAGAUUUACUGUGCCUUUAUAAACCGAUAUUUUAAAGGUGAACUUUAAUUAGUAGCCUGAAAAAAAUGUAUCAUUGACAAAUUCAUGUUCCACAAUAUAGUAGACCAUUUAUAACACAAAGUCAUUUGUGGCGGAACACACACACUAAUAUGCAUUCUAUUAGAUUCAACUCCAACACUUUUGUGUCAUAAAGGCCCAAGAUGUGGUCAUGAUUGCCUUGUACUAAAGAUGUUAUGGGUACAUUGGAACCUGAUCCAGAGCCUCACCUGAAGAACUUACCUUGGUGCAUUUACAUUGAUUAAAGACAGCCAAAAACAAAGUGCAACCUAGAUAACUUAGGAUGGGCAAACGUGUUGGCUUUCUUGUGCCAUUAGAGAGAGAACCUGAAAACCCAAAAGGUUGGCUCACAAUUGAAAUGCUUGGAAGGCUCCAUCAACCCUCGAAGAUUGUUUUAGCCUUGGUGGCCUCUUCAGAAAGGUGUGAUUGGUACCUUUUUUUGGGCUUAGUGAACAAGUGGUUCAUGAUAGGGCUCUUUUUAAAUAAAACUUUUCAAUUAUGUAAACAUUUAACUAUGACAUAAACCCUGCAUUGUUAUCCUUGUGUGUUUUUCACACUAUCCCUCAUUAAACUUAUCACUGUUCUCAUACAUAACAUUGGAUGUGAAGUGUUUAUGAAACAAGCUUCUGGUCUGAAAAGAAAAUGUCUAUUAAUUUAAUUUAUAUUCGUGAGUGACUUUCAUCUUUAUGGCAUACACAGCGAUUGUAUAUUUUAAAUCAAUAUCUGUCAGUUAUAUUUACAUUUAACGAAUGUCUGAUUCACAGGCUCCUCAGUAUUUGGCUUGGAAUAUUUUGUGUAGUGAAGAUCUAUAUGUGGCUCAAUGCAAACGUACUAUGCAUCUGGCAUUUUAAAACGACAAUUAUGAUGGAUUAUAUCUUUCAUAGUGCUGUAUUUUAAGAUGUCUGCUUUUAACGGCUGUUAACCAAGUUCACCUCCAUUGCAGAACUAAUAUCGCAUGGCUGUGUUAGCUUGUGGUUUGUAGAGUGUUUUAUAUUCUGAGAGCAGGACUGAAUUUUUUUAGAUAUGUAUAGUUAUAGUAUUAGUUUUGUGACCUCUGUUGUAAUACUCUAUAAAUGGGAAUAUUACCUCAUUGUUCAUUGGAUAUAUGUAUAAAAAUGAUUGUGAUCACAUGUUAUAAAUUACAUGUUACUGGACAUGUACUAUGUUCUUUUUCGUUUCUUAGUAAAUAUAUAUUGUGGUGUGGAUUGGAUUAGAAUCUUCAUCAUUAGAUCUGUCAAUUUAAGACAGUGCUUAACAGGGGGAGGGGUGAAAUCUAAACUACACUCUGCCUGUCUGUAGGAGAGUGGUGACGGUGAGGAGCAUAGGUAUUAAAUUAUCCAAAUUGCAGUCAUGCAAUAGAAUAUACAAAACCAUGGCAGUGAAACCAGAUGCAUGAUGGUAAAUAAUUAUUGGAUGAGAAUUAAGUGGCCUUAAAGGACCAUUAUAGUGCCAGGAAAACCUACUCGUUUUCCAGGCACCAUAGUGCCCUGAGGGUGCCCCCACCCUCAGGGACCCCCUCCCGUCGGGCUCUGGGGAGAGGAAGGGGUUAAACACUCACCUUUCUCCAGCGCCGGGCGGGGAGCUCUCCUCCUCCUCUCCGCCUCCUCUCCUCCUCUUCGGCUGAAUGCGCGGCAAGAGCUGCGCACGCAUUCAGCCAGUCUCAUAGGAAAGCAUUCAUAAUGCUUUCCUAUGAACGCUUGCGUUUUCUCACUGUGAUUUUCACAGUGAGAAGCACGCAAACGCCUCUAUCGGCUGUCAAUGAGACAGCCACUAGAGGCUUUAGAGGCUGUAUUAACCCAUUUAUAAACAUAGCUGUUUCUCUGAAACUGCUAUGUUUAUAAAAAAAAGGGGUUAAUCCUAGAGGGACCUGGCACCCAGACCACUUCAUUAAGCUGAAGUGGUCUGGGUGCCUAGAGUGGUCAUUUAAAGAGAAAAUUACUGUAACACGCUCAUAAAGAUUGUAAAAAAAAAAUAAAAGAAAUAACAGAAAACGUUUUGUGCUUCAGUAUACUUUAAUAUGGUCAUGUGUCCUAAAAAACACACAUUUAACAAAAGUAUUUUCUGUUCUAAAUUCUUUAGCAGUUUUUUAAACGUGGUAAAGCCAGAUGUUUACAUGUACUAAAGCCAAAUUAUUUGUUUUCGCUGUCAUGUAAACAUUAAAGGGGUUCUUUAGGCCAGUCACCCAGUUUUUGAUCUAUGUUUUUUCUCAUUGACCAACCCUCAUCAGCAACAUUGAUAAUUCAGCAUUAUCAGUUCUACAUUUCUGUAAAGUGCUAAUUCCUUACUACCAACACAGCCAAGAAAGGGGAUGUUUUAUGGUCCUUGUUUUACGGAUGUGACUCUGUGUACACAUCUUCUGAAGCAUGCAAGCAAAAAGAUCUCUGCAUUUGUGUGCUCAACUAAGUGUUUAAAGUGUGAUAGGUCUUCAGAAAGGCUGAGCUGAGAAAAGUCAUUUGUUCACUUAAUAACAAAUAAGUAGGCAUUUGUUUAUGACAGCGUUCUUGCUUCUCAAAGUCUUGACAUAAUAUGGUGGGUACCUACUUUUAUGAAGUUCAACUAAUGAAAGAGUGGAUCUUUUAGAUGGUAACGUUACAAACCUUGGGUGAGUCCCCCUUUUUUUUUUUUUUUUUUAAAUUAAUUUUCUUGCUCUCCACAGGUGUUCCAGGGUCCAACAAUAUGGACUCAUACAAUGUACAUUGUCUUUCCAUUGCACAGAAAAGAUGACCGGAUAGGAUAAUUUAGAUUGGGUAGUAGUCAGACCCUGCGAAAAUCCCUGCGUCUGAGAAAACUUUAAGAGUUAGAAAAUUCUGUGCUAAGAAAUAGAUAAUCUAUUUGAUAAGAAGAGUGGGCCAGAGAGAAAAAUGAACAGUUGCUGUCAUCUAUAUGUGUCCAGUAGUUAACCAAACCUUAACAGGCCAUAAAUGUUUUGAUACUACAAAGAUGGUAAGGGGGGAUAUGCCUAGCCCUACAAGAGGUGCUCAUCACAGGAUCCAAUGGAACAUUUGUCACCCCCAACAACCUACUUCCGCUCUCAGAAAUUCUUAGGGUUGCCAUCUGGGAAAUUAAAGUAUGAUAUGCCACAUUAGGUACAUUGAUGGAUGCAAAGGUGCAACUUUUGGCUACAAUCGUACUUUUCAUAAAUAAAUCUCCCAUUACAGUUCUGUUAAAAGGCCAUGUAAAUAUUGUCUUAACAUUCAUGUAAUGUGAAAAAAUCCAGUAUGGUAAAAGUUCACUUGGAAAGGGUGGAGGAUUCUACCCAAUGUGCGUCUUUUGAAUUCAUGCCACUGGAACUCUCCACAAGCAUAGUUUGUGAAGUUCCCUGGGACAGUCAAGCCUUUCACAUUAUAGGAACUAAAAUGCAGUUGUGCAAGGACCUAAUGACUAUUCAUAGUAGGCAGGGAUAGAAAUGAGAGAACACAAGUAACGUCCAGCGCAAAUGUGGAUUAGUACCAGACAGGGGAGAGUCCUCAUUAGGUAUAUUGUAGGAAAGAGCCUGCAUCUCUUGCUGGUGAGGUCCGCACAUAAUCCUGUUCAGAUAGGUGAAAUUUAAACCCUUACCAAGUGUGGGUCAAACUAAAAUAUUAAAGGGUUAUUAUAACACUUUGUAGAAGUGGGACCUUUUCGGUGUAAAAUGCCCUAUUGGGCACUGUAGAGAAGGUUCCCUCUCACAAUUUGUAGUAAAAUCUCAGAAAACAAAAGGUUCUACUUACCUGAAAUUCAGCACCGGGCAAAGCUUCCAGUGCUACUGUAACAGAUCCCCUGUUGCUAAAUUACUAUUUUUCAUUGACUGGAUCGGUAUAUGAACCCCACCGAACAGAUUGGCCCUUUUUGGUUCGUAUACCGAAUAAGGUACCGAACACCCGUGUGCCGCUCAUUAACCCACUUGACCUCACUAACACUUUCCCAAACCGCAAUCACUUCAACAUUCUAAGUGGUCAGCUGGGUGGCCAUCGUUCGUAUGGACGAACACGAGGCAGCGGCCAUCUUGGUUUUCGAAUGCACCAGGUGGCACGAACACCGCUGAAACCUCCACUACCAUCUAUGUUCGUUUCCAUCCCUCUAAAAGGAGCGGCGUUCGGUGGGAGUAUACUCCUGAACAAAAUAUACUGUAUAAGCAUACGCACAAACAGUUUAUUCACAUUUAUUGUUACAUUUUGUACUCCCGAAAGAGACCAACCUCACAGGCUGAAUUCAUGGAACUCUUUUGGGCAAACGCCUCGUGUGCGUCAGUCUAAACUAUACCCCGGUGGCGAUUUGGCUAUGUUCGUGCUCUUUUCUGAUAUGUUGGACGCUCAGAUCCAGGCUAUCUGGGAAUAUAGUACUUGAGGGGGUACCUCACUGUUAAAGGAGUGUUUUGGCGGUUAUUCCUAUAUAUGUCCUGGACCUGAGAUUUAAAAUAAUUAUGCUGUGUACUUUGUAUCUGUCCCCUCUCAGGUCCAGCAGGGGUGAUUGUAGGGAACAGCUAUACCUACUUUAUUUACCGCUUGGACAUCUACUUGGGAAUGCUACAGCACUACUUACACUAGAGGGAAAGGGCAUCUCUGGUGGUGGAAACCCCUCUUCUCUCAGGGUGGCUGCCGCAACUGCUUUUCCGCACACUCGCCCGAUGUCACUGGGGCAGCACAUGGUCCAAUCACAGGCUUCUCAUAGAAAAGCCUGUGAUUGGAGCAUUUUGCCAGCUGAGAGGUUAUUUAAAAGCAAAGGGAAGAUAUUUGUUUGUUGCCAGCAUGCAAGCAAUACAUUUAUUUUUUGUUUGUUUGUUUUGUGUUUUUUUUUUUUUUUUGUAUGUUUAUAUUUUUGUAUUUUGAAUAGGAAGCAGCAUUUCCCCUUAUUUUACUUAGGAAUUACCUCCCAAAUUUGGCAAUUAAGUGCUACCAAUAGACAAACUCAACUAAUCCUCUCAAACUUAGUGGCUAACCCACAUUAAAUCCCUUACAAGGCAGCGGAAUCUGGGAAAGUCUUGGUAAAGGGAUAUUUGCCAUGAAUUGCCAUCUAGGUAUUGAGUGAACCAGUGAGAUCUCUGGGGCUCUUGCUAACCAAAUUCAGAUUAAAUAAUGAUGAAAGGCUUCAAUAAGAGGUUUAGAAGCAGGAAACUCCUAGAAGCCUCAGAUGAGUAUAUUGCACUGCUGCCACUGAUUGUCGAGGUCCUCCAAUUGCCUUCUUAUGUCUACCAGCAAGACACUUUUACACUGGAUUAUCAAUUCUGCUGCACAAUCUAGUUGGACCAGCCAAAUCAUGCUGGCAUAUAAAUCCAAGACAUGCCUCGAAACUUACCAGUUUUGUGCAGGGGCCCAACAAUUUCAAAUCAGAUCGUGUCCUUGAUCUCAACAGGAUGUCAAGGUCAGUUUUGUGGUCAUAAUUUGGGAGAGUGCCUGCAGGUCAUCCAUAAUCUGAGCAUUGGAUACACCAGGCUCCAUAUCUGGUGGUGUCUCUUGGGAAAAGCCUGAGUAUUUAAUUAUGUCUCUCCUACUAACAUCAGUAAUGUAGAGCAAUUUUACAUUUAUAAUAAAUAUUUUCAACUGUGACUUAACCAGCACAUUUUAGGUUAUUAGAAAGUUACUUGCUUAGUUUUUAGUUUUCUUGAUCUCCAAUACACAGAUGGCCAAAAGGUCGACCCCAAUUUAAGACUAUCACAGUAUCAUGGAAAGUGUAGUUUUGCAGCAGUCGUGAUUACCUUUUGUCAAACCCUGCUCCAGGGUUAAAACCCAGGGAUAAAAAGUAGAUUAUUUUUAAUUUAAUGAUUUGGGAGGAAAUGUAUAUCUAAAGAUCAUUUUCUAUUUAAAAUACAUUAAAGUCCAUUAUUCUCUGAAAAGGCAGUGUUUAAACUAAAAGGACUGCAUGGACAGGCGAUUGACACCAGAACAACUUAAUUAAGCUGGUUGCUGUUGACUAUAGUGUCCCUUUAAAUGCAUGCAUGUUUUCAUUAGGGGUACAUCUACUAAACAAUGAUUUUUAAAUUUAUAUAUUAAUAUUUAAUUAUUUUAUUUAUAGAUAUAUAUCUGAUUUAUAUCUUUACAUUUUGUUCUUGGACACUGGAGUAUCACUUUAAUUUGCUUUUCUCCAAACAUGAGUGAUUACCAGUUAAAUUGAAUUAGUUUCUGCAUUAUAAAUCUAUGCAUUUCUUUCUUUUUUUGUGGGGGAGGGGGUUUGUUUGGUUUCAUUGCACAUAUAACAGUACAAAACACUAAUGCAUUCAGAUUACGUAGCAUGGUUACAUACAUGAGGUUAUACAAUAGUUGGUUUAGGUUCUGUCGUCUUAUUGCUUGUGUGCUUCCCAUAUUUCCCUCCACUCCAUACCCUCUAGUGUCUCGCCAAGGUCAUCUUUCCAUUGGGUUGUAUAGUGCAACGCUCCCCAGUUUGUGUUAUUGGAGCUCAGGUGGGCAGAAACUGAUGUAAUGAGCCCGUUCGGAGGUUUUUUAAAGCUAGUGAGUGCCUUAUUACAUAAUUACAUAGCUGAAAAGAGACUUGCGUCCAUCAAGUUCAGCCUUCCUCACGUUUGUUUUUUGCUGAUGAUCCAAAAGAAGGCAAAAAACCCAGUUUGAAGCACAAUUUUGCAACAAGCUAGGAAAAAAAUUUAAAUUUCUUCUUGACCCCAGAAUGGCAGUCAGAUUUAUCCUUGGAUCAAGCAGUUAUUACCCUACAUUGAAAGAUUAUAUCCUUGAAUAUUCUGUUCUUGCAAGUAUGCAUCUAGUAGCUGUUUGAACAUCUGUAUGGACUCUGAUAAAACCACUUCUUCAGGCAGAGAAUUCCACAUCCUUAUUGUUCAUACAGUAAAAAAACCUUUCCUUUGCCUUAGACAAAAUCUUCUUUCUUCCAGUCUAAACGCAUGACCUCGUGUCCUAUGUAAAGUCCGGUUUGUGAAUAGAUUUCCACACAAUGGUUUGUAUUGGCCGUAGCUUAUGGCACCUGAGGUUCCUAGUUGGUCUCCCAUACAAGUACUAACCAGGCCCGAGUCUGGAUAGCUUCUGAGAUCUGACGAGAUCAGGCACUUUCAGACUGGUAUGGCCGUAGGCAAAUGGGCCGUUUCUUUCACUAGUUUUUGUUGGGCAAAGUCCCUGAUCUGCAGGUACCUGAACAAAUCAGGGGGUUUAGUGAGGCCUUCUCUUUCAGUGCCUCGAAAGUAAUGAUUUGGUCACCCUCAUAGAGAUGAAUAGCCCUCUGUAACCCCAUAUAUUCUAUGGUUUUUAUAGUCAUAUGCUUUCAUGCCCGGGGGGAAUGCCCUGUUUCUCAAUAUUGGCAUCAAUGGUGAGGUCAACUUGCAUUUCAGUGCCGUUUUGUCCCAGACUCGGAGUUCAAUAUUGCUGGGCAUUGUGUGCAUAUAAGUGCUCUAUGUUCCCUGGGUAACCAAAUAUAAAAGUGAGGUAGGUCAGCUCCCAGCAUGCUAGAUUCUAGAUCUGCUCAUCUGCGCUCGUCUGGUGUAGAGUGCCACAUCGCUGCCCGAUCGAGUCGCGCAAGGAAUGUGGGCGCAUGGACCCUUGCCUCGUGACACUGCCUUUUAGUCUAUUCCUAAUUGUAUCUAGGUGUAUACCCGUGGUGCCCCUUGGGUGCGUUGUGGCCAGUCAUCUGGCAUUGAUAUAGUUCAGUUCAUAGGUACACACGGGCUAAAGCAUCAGGCAAUAUCAUACAUUGCAAGGCAUAUGCAGUGUACAUUUGAAAAAGUCCCUUUGUGACGAAACGCAUUAUGGAUAUUUGAAUAUUGUGUUUUUAUAUAUAUUAAAGUAUUUUUGGACAUUUGGUUGUGCCAAUUAUCUUUUUUAUAGACACAUAUCCUCCUUUUUACCCUGGCCUUUUUAUUGUUAUUUUAAUUAUUUUUACUGGUUUUAAAAAGAAACCUAAAAAUUCCUGGAAGUUUCCUGUACCCAAAGAAAUCCAUAGGUGGGGAUCAAUCCACCCAAGCUAUCAUCAAAGAGCAGUGGGUCUGCUCUUACUUUGUAAGUACAUUUCUUUUAUCAUUUUAUUAAUAUCUGUCAUACAGUGAGCACUAUUGGCUGUUUGUUUUAUCCCGAGAAUUGGACAUCAUUCACGGAGAGGAACCUGCCUUAUAUCCCAUAAGCGGGGAUUAAACCGCUGAACGCGCUUUACCCCAGAGCUGGACAUUAGCUCUGGUAAAUGUGAGUUGUAUACUAUUAUUAUUUUUUUACGUCUAUACCCGAAUUUUACAUACUACACCAUUGGAUGUCCUUUUUCCCUCUUUUUAUUUUUCAUAACAAGUGAAACCACUACAAAACUAGAAGACCCUACAAACAAAGGACACUUAUAAGAAUAUACCAGUUGGACUGCCUCUCCUUUUAUUGGACUUUAUUUAAUGUGCGCAGCCUUUUAUUGUUUUUUGUUUCUUCCAGGGCUGACUCUGUCGACGUGAGCCUCAUGGUGAGUUGUUGUAUCUGUGUGGAUACAGCGUUGUGGACUCCUGUCUCUGCUCCAGGACUACCGUCCUGUAGCCCAGCGCAGCUAUUUCUGCUUUUACCUCAUUGGUGGACUUGGUGAUCUCUGCACCAUCAUCCUGGUGCUCGGUCUGAGCUGCAUGGGAAGCCGCAAAUAGGUCUGCCACAGUUGCCCCCGAGUUGGGCGUCUUCUUUGGGGUUCUUUCGUUCAUCACAAUGCUGUUGGUGUGGGAAAUUAUCACCUUUGAUAGCUGUUGUAUGCUUUUAGGCCUAGUUUUGGCGAGGAGCUCAGCCUACAAGCGACUGAUCAGCUCCGUGCUCAGGCAACGCACCCUCCUAUCUAUGCAUUUCUGAUGGCAUAUACAAAUAACCAAAUCUGUUAUAUUAUAACCGUUCAACAAAUUUGAAAAGUAACCUAAAUAUGAACUCUUUGUCUGGUUGCAAAUAUUACAGAUUAUAACAUCCAGCAAGAACUCUAAACUUUAAAUAGAGUUUUACUGACUAGUGAUUUAAAUCAAAUCCAGCCUGCUCUAGUACAUAUUAAUUUAGAAUAGUGAGAAGAUGGACCCUCUAAUAGCACAAUGAAUAUUCGUACAGCUAGAACCACCAAUUGAUAGCACUUCACAAGUAUCUUCUUUAAAUUGUCGGUUUAUUCUUAAAACGGCACUGUCAUGUCGAACUUGCCUUUCUCUAAUCGCUUCCUCUUCUCUUUCUCUCUCAGGAUCUGUUCUUCAUUUCUUCCUGUCUGCUCUAGUUUUCUUUCAAACAUAAGACAAAGUAAGGACUAUUUUGUCUUAUGUGUUUGUCCUACGCCUGACCUGCUAUGACCAGUAGAGGAGUAAAGUGUGCUCCAUUUCCUGUGGUCAGAGCAAUAUCCCAUAAGUCUCACCUUUCCUAUGUUAUUUCGUGAUUCAUUUAGACAAAACGCAGGUGAAACUACUGAAUUUCACCCUAACAGAAUCAGAACAGUUUGUUCAUUCAUGUUAGGAUGACAAUCGGUACUUAUAGGUCAGUUCAAAUUCUGAUUCGUGCUGUGGCUGCAUCUUGCAGCCGCUGAGCAGAUGGCUCCCUAAUUCCCACGGGAUAGGGAGCUAUCUACCAAAAGGCUGAAAGAGUUGGUCUUUCAGCCAUCUUUACUAAUACCAAGUAAAAAUUACUUAGUAUUAGUAAAUAAUCUGCGAGUAGGGGCAUGUCUAGUAAACAGUGAGCAGACUGUUGUCAGAAAUAAUAAAAAAAUGCCUCCCCCCAAUAAAUGGCCUCUACGUUUACUUGUCACCGCACUCUGAUUGGUUGGUUGGAUUCCAAGCCAAUCAGAUGGUUACAAGUCAUUUUAUAUAGCAUGGGAAAGUUCUUUGGAAUUUUCCCAUACUGUGUAAUUUGACUCAUAACUCAUGGUUAUGAGUCAAAUUACACAGCAUGGGAAAUGUCCCUCUGAUUGGUAUGAACCAAUCAGACUCAUAACCCUCUGAUUGGCUGGAUUCCAAACUAACCAAUCAGUGUCGACAGGCAAAUGUAGAGACUUAGCUGUUAGUGUCUUAAUUUACCUGUGAGAGCACUCUCAUUGGUUGGCUUAAACCAACCAAUUGGAGUGCUUUGAGACAAAUUGCAGGGUGUGGGAAGGCUUGAUAUUUACAGGUAUUUACUUUUAUGUCUCCCCCUUCACUAUUUUUAGUGUGAGGGUGGAAGGUAGGGCUUUAUUUAUUUUAUGUGGGGGGGGGGGACUAGGGUCUUGGGGACCCCUAGUCACCUGGUGGGGUGGAUUUUUACACUUAGCCCCCACUCGUCGCCCAUGGGUGGGGGCCGGGGGUAGGACAAUAGGGGGCCCCCCAUUUUAAUUUAGGGCCCCAACCCACCGCUCAUGGGUGGGGGCCUGAGGGGAGGACAUUAGGUUCCCCCUUAAUGUAAUUUAGGGUCCCCAUCUGUCACUCAUGGGUGGGGGGGGGGAGGACAAUAGCUGGGGGGGGGUCUUUUUUGUAAUUUAAUUUUUAAAAAAAACAAACAAUUUAGUAGACAUUUCAAUCUCCCUUAUGCUAAUAUGGGGGUCAUAUUGACCCCCAUAGAGUGAGGGAGGGCAUACGGGACUUGGGAAGUGGCGGGGAGCACAGCUCUCUGUCGCUUCUAUCUUUAUAUGUUACAAGGAGGGAGCUGCGCCGCCAGCUUCCUCCUUGUAACAAACUAAAUGAACACCGUUAUUCAGUGUUUGUUCAUCUGACAUUUCUAUUCAUUCGUCUAGUGUGGGCAGAUGACUUGUCCCACAGGGCACUUAUCUACCCACACAAAGAUGGCGAUGCCCAGGACCUAGGUCCGGGCACAAAAUAAAUAUUUUUAAAAAGGUAAUAUGGGUGGUAUAGGGGGGAAAUUAGAUGUAGUGGAGUCGGGAGGGUGGUUAAAAAUAAAACAAAAAAACUGAUGCGGCCAUGACAGUUCCGCUUUAAUAUUACAGCAGUGGGAUUUAAUAGAACAGUAAAAUGCAUGCACUUUGGUUUGCUUUUGAAGUACUUAUUUAGCAUACCCGACUACUUUUUUUCUGUGUUAGGCUGUCUAAUUACCUCUAUGUGCUAAUAAGAAUGCGUUCUAGAUCUGUGAGUAGCCCAUGGGUAACAGGUUGAGAAAAUAUUAAGUUAAACAAACAUUUUAUUCUUCAAAUGCUACUGUGUUUAACUAGUGGAUAAUAUAAUACUUUCUGUAAAAUGCAUUUAUGACCAGACAGGUAGUAAACUGUGCAAGAUUGUCAUAAAUGUUAUAGACAUUACAUCUUAUUUUAAUCAUAUAUUAAUCAAUAUCUGUAGCUGGAGAUCAUGGGAAAAUCUGAAAUAUGUUCUACAUUGUUACCAUCAGGAGAUCUUCCCUGCAACUGGAUCUUGUUAUCACAAAAGCGAUGUAUCUUACUUCACUGCAACAACCCAAGAUUGUGUCGAAAAGAUAUAGCCAAGCAGAUGGUACAUAGACUUAUAGGUAAGGAGCAUGUGUUACUCAGCCCCCAUUUGUAUCUGUCAACCUGUUCAUCUUCCAGGUCUUCUGUACCUGUUUCUCAACCCAGUGUUCUUUGUUUCUCUGUCACAUUGACCCCCCCACAGGCACAUUCUGUUCCAGACCAUCAUGUUUGCUCUCAUUCCACAGCUGUAUUCUUCCUUUACCAUCCAUAUGUUAUCUGUCAAUCAUCCUCAACCUCCUGUACAUCACUACACAGUAUGCAAGGGAGCCUUCCAAGCUACCCCGGGAGGGCAGCACCCUUCGCUAAAGGGACAAAAUCCCUGGCACCUGAAAUUUAUCGAGCCCUGCAGUAUGUAAUGUUUAACAACCUGUGCUUGUUAAAUAUUAUGUACUGAAUAUGUAAAAAGUUUGAAAUGUAUUCAGUGACCUAUUGUAUUCCUGUACCACAUGCAUUUGUUUUUAUGUCAUAAUAAAAUUAUAGUAAUAUUUUCUGUUGUCUCAUGACAGAUAAUCAUGCUCUUACAAGAAAAAGGAGGAGUGACAAAAUUCAAUUGUCAAAACAAUUACCAAAAAAGACUAGGAGGACAGUUGCAACAACUAAUAAACCAAACUUAAAAAAACGAACAGUUCCCAUAACCAUUACCCCUCAUGCAACAAUUAAACCAUCAAAUGCAAUUAAAAUAUCCUCAAUAAAUCUACCUACAACACCAGUUGCAGAGCCAAAAAUUUCAACAUCAGCAAUAACUACUACAACAACCCUAGAAAUCACCACAGAGCCAACCGUUAACACUACAAAAAUAUCCAAAACUACACCAACCAUUACAACAAUGCCACAUAUUGUCCUUUCAAAUACUACAGCUUCAAAGAGCACCUUCAUUUUAAAGAUAAUUUCUACCCAGGUGCCAGCAGCUACACUACCAGCCUCCGUGUCAAGUGUACCAAAGAGCACCACCUCAGACAAGACCCUAAAGUCAAUGACCACAACCUUAGAAUCGCCAAAAAACACUGCUACCUGGAAGAGCAGCACCUCAGAAAUCAAAACUACACCGACCACCUCGUUGGAGCAAGCAACAAAACAAAGUAGCACCUCAGAGCCAACAAUUAUGUUGAGGACCACCACUUUAAAGCCUACAACAACAUUGAAUGCCACCACCUCAUUGCCCACAACAACAUUGAAAACUACGAUCUCAAAGCCAACGACAAUGCCAAACACCACUUCAUUGCCAACAACACCGUUGACAACCACAACCUCUGAACUAACAACAGUAAUGACAACCACAACCUCUGAACUAACAACAAUGCUAAUGACCACAACAUCAAAACCAACCUUUGUGUUGAUGACCACCACUAAGCCAAAAACUAUCCCAUUGACCACAAAAGAAAUGUUGACCACUACUUUGGAGCCAACUACAACCACUUUGGUGUCAAGGAUCCCUUUACCUAAGGAGCCAAGUACUAUUGAGUCAAAGCCUACUAAAACUACAAGUAAUGUCCCUAGCACAUCAACCAUACAUGAAGUUUCCAAACUGGCUACCACAAGUAUGCCUUCAACCAAACCUAAUGUACCCGCAGAUCGUAAUCAGGAUCAAAAUAGAGAUAAGUUGGGAUUCCCUAUAAUUACAGACGAUUUAACGAAACAUAUAGAGAACACCAGCUUUUUGUUAGCUUUACUUUUGUUAGGAAACGUCUUCUUCUUGGCUAUACUAGUGGUAUUUGCCCUUCAGGCAUUGGAAAGUUAUAAGAAGAAGGACUAUACACAGGUAGAUUAUUUAAUAAAUGGAAUGUAUGCUGAUUCUGAAAUAUGAAGGUAGUUAUUUUCACUUAAUAUUGUGCGCAGUGGCAAUUUCUUUUUUUUUUUAUAUAUAUACAUUUUAUAUGCCUUGAACACCUUCAGUGCAUUUGUAAGCAGCUCAAAGUCCUAUGCACACUUUAUUGGUUACGGUACUAGGAGUGCCCUGGCUCCCCCUGUCCCUCCACCCCAUUGGAAAUAAUUAAACCGUUUAGUAACAAUCUGGCUUCUUACCUGAGCAACUACAGAUCAGUGUAAGUCAGAGAUAGAAGCUAAGCCUAGCAGGACAGGGCUUAGCUCAGUACAUCUCAUUGAAGAGCCUAACAGAAGCUUCUGGUCUCAGACUUCCUGCUAAUAGGAGCAGCAUCCGUCAGAUCCCAGGUCAGAAGUCAAACCAUUGUAAAAUGGUUUAACUGCUUAAAAUGGGGGCUCCAGGGCACUCCUAUCAAUGUAAGCACUACAGCAUGCUGUAGUGGUUAUGUUGCUUGGAGCAUUUGUUUAACUGUAAAUUCACAAGAGACCCCAGCAGAAUAUCCCUGUUGAAGGGAGAUUAUGUUCCCCCUUGCCACAGAAAAGUGGUAGUCACUUUAAUGUUCCUAGAUGUAUUUCUGCAACACUAUAACUACAUUUAAUAUCGGCUGGGAUGUGCAAUUCCCUCUGCUUUUUGGCAACUCCAGUGCUUUAUUUCAAUUUUUUUUUGUAUCAUGCUGAACCAAAUGUGCUGUGACAUUGAAAUGAAUAUUUAAGAAGCCUUAAAUGUAAGAUAGCUAUGAAAAAAACAAUUAAGGGACUUUUCGUUUCAUACUGCAUGUCUUAAAAUCAUAGCUAAAUAGACUUUCAUGACAAGAGUAUGGCAUUCCAUAUAAAUAAAAUGAAAAUACAUUGAAGAAAUUAAAUUAUUUCAUAUUUACAACGGAGCUUCCAACCUGUUGGACACAACAAAGAGAAUGUCUUUAAAUCCAAAUUGGUGAUUUAUUUAAAAAAAAAAAAAAGUUUUUUUUUUAAAUAUUUUUUGGUGAUUGUACAGACUAAGUUAAAUGUCAACUAUUUUCUGCUAUAGUCAUAUGAAUCCCUUGUUUAAGUAAUAUAUAGAAACAAAACUUAUUUUGUACAGACUUCCUGUGUAUCAAUGUUCAUUUUGUAUUCUUUGACAAAUGGAUUCAAAAACACUUUGCUAGAGUUCAUUGAAGAAUAGAGAUUCUAACCUCAAAAGACUUUAAGAACAUGGUUUCCUGGAAAACUGUAUCAAGUUCAAAAAGACUCUAAAAUUUAACAUAACAAAUUUUACAAAUGGCAAUAGAAGUUUUUUAUUAUGUGAGAUGACAUUUAAUGAUUCAUUCCAAAAAGUUCUUGUUUUUUCACCAACUGUUUUCAAAGACGUGGCUUGAGAACUAUGGGUUUGAUCUUUAUUUAUUCAACUAAUGGAUUGGACUUUUUUUUUUUUGGCAGUGACAUCACUCACUGUAGAGUCCAAUAAAGUCUAAGUGACUCACUUCAUUAAAGGGACACUAUGGGAACUCUGAACACUCCAUCUCGCUGAAGUGGUCUGGGUGCAGUGUUCCUGUCCCCUUAAAGGACCACUCUAGGCACCCAGACCACUUCAGCUUAAUGAAGUGGUCUAGGUGCCAGGUUCCUCUAGGGUUAACCCAUUUUUUUUUUUUUUUAUAAACAUAGCAGUUUCAGAGAAACUGCUAUGUUUACAAAUGGGUUAAUCCUUCCUCCAAUUCCUCUAGUGGCUGUCUCAUUGACAGCCGCUAGAGGCGCUUGCGUG
Molecule: messenger RNA, 46692 nt
Organism: Pelobates cultripes (western spadefoot toad)
Lineage: Eukaryota; Metazoa; Chordata; Amphibia; Anura; Pelobatidae
Source: the annotation of a GenBank genome assembly